Molecule: messenger RNA, 53484 nt
Organism: Pelobates cultripes (western spadefoot toad)
Lineage: Eukaryota; Metazoa; Chordata; Amphibia; Anura; Pelobatidae
Source: the annotation of a GenBank genome assembly
AUGAACGGUCCUUUUAACGGGGCGUCAGAGGAGCAGGUCUGGGAGCGCCCAUGGUCCCUGGAUGAAAUCAGUAGGAACAGCCAGAAUUGGUCCCUGGGGGCAGAUGCAGGGGUGAGAUGUCCUGUGUUUACUGUGUGUGUGCCUGUCCCCCUCCUGGUAGUUUUCUUAUACAAAGUCUGGCUUAAUAUCAUGGGUUAUGUCAGAUCACCUGAUGUUUUAUAUCAUACAUAAAUCAUUGUUAAUGCUAAGGGGGAUCAGUCAGUGCCAUAACAAUCAUGGGUUAUGUCAGAUCACCUGAUGUUUUAUAUCAUACAUAAAUCAUUGUUUAUGCUCGGGGGGAUCAGUCAGUGCCAUAAAAAUCAUGUUGAUGACAUUGUCUGUCUCUGUGUGACUAUUAUUAUUUAGAAUAAUGACUAUGCUGGUCAAGUUGUGGGGUUACUGUUAUAUAUAACAGAUCUACAGGAUAUGUAGUGCAGUUGUUUAGUUUGCAGUUAACACAAUUGAUAAAAAAUUUAAAAUAAAGCGCCUACAUUUUAAUCUCAUUGGUUGUGAAUUUGUUUGCACCGUUCUUUCAUCACUUUUAUUGUAUAAUUAUUUUCACUGCUGAUGUUCCUUUUAUUCAUUUGAUGUGUUCUUUCGCUUUUUGGUUUAUUACUAUUACCCAGGCAUGAUGCAGUAUAUUCAGAAAUGGGAGAAUUACAUAAUCCAGUGUAUUUACACUCAUUCUUACUUCCUAGUAUACAUUUUUGUCAGUAGAGGCUGUGAUCCAAUUUAAAAGAAAGACACGACCAAGUUCCCACUCAUAACAGAAUAGAAUGUUUUUUGUCAAAUUAUCAUUUUGCUGCCCCACAUUUUACCUGUUUGUGUUUUGUUUUAUUCUAUCCACAGUACAUCGAUUAUCUAUGAGUUAGAGGCAAUCUGCUCUGUUUUUUACAGAAAUAACUUUAACAGGUUGCUUUUAAUUUGUCUGUAUGACAUUUCAUAUCAAUAUUUAAGUUGCAAUACUUUUUGACAAAUUCUGCAAAGGAAAUUCCAUUCUCUUUAUUGUGUAUUGACAGAUCCUGAUUGAGGCUAAUGGGAGUUGUAGUUCGUUAAUAACUGUCAAUUUCCUAAAACGUUGUUUUCUAUUUAUUUUUACUCUUGAUCUACAUUUCAAAAGAAAUGUACAUGAAGUAUUUCCGUGCUCUAAAAUUAAAUGGUUAAAAGACUUUCAUGUUCUCAUUAUUUGUGUUUUUUUGGCAUCGGCCUUCAGAUGAAAUGUGCUUACUAGUGAUGUCCCGAACGGUUCGCCGUGGACGGCGAACAUAUGCGCUGUUCGGUCCGCCCCCUAUUCGUCAUCAUUGAGUAAACUUUGACCCUGUACCUCACAGUCAGCAGACCCUCCCUCCCACCUCCUGGACAGCUCACUAAGAAUGCAGCUUCACAAUGAAUGUAAAAUGGAUGCUGUCCAGGAGGUGGGAGGGUCUGCUGCUGAUUGGCUGGAAUGUGUCUGCUGACUGUGAGGUAUAGGGUCAAAGUUUACUCAAUGAUGACAUAGGGGGCGGACCGAACAGCGCAUAUGAACCGUCCGCAGUGAACCGUUCGGUACAUCACUAGUGCUUACUACUACUUGGAGUAGAACAUUUGAUCAAAAAUACGUGGCAUUUCCUGGAAAUAUUUGGGAGGAGUGGAAAUCAUUGUUUUUGUUUUUUUUCUUUGUUUUGUUUUUUAGCAUCGAUAUUAACUUUGCCACGGAAAUAUUUGGUUAUUGAGGUAUUAAAGGACCACUAUAGCGCCAGGAAAACAUACUCGUUUUCCUGGCACUAUAGGGCCCUGAUGGUGCCCCCACCCUCAGGGUCCCCCUCCCGCCCAGCACUGGAAGGGGGAAAAGAGUUAAAUCUUACCUUUUUCCAGCGCAGGGCGGGGAGCUCUCCUCCUCCGAUCCUCCUCUUCUCCUCCCCGUCGGCUGAAUGCGCACGCGCGGCAAGAGCUGCGCGCGCAUUCAGCCGGUCACAUAGGAAAGCAUUCAUAAUGCUUUCCUAUGGACGCUUGCGUGCUCUCACUGUGAUUUUCAAAAUGGGUUAACCCUACUUGAUUUGAGACCCAGACCACUUCAUUAAGCUGAAGUGGUCUGGGUGCCUAGAGUGGUCCUUUAAGCAUUAUCUCUUUUUUUAAAAGCACUUUAGGCACCAUAACAACCCAUGUUGUUAUAAGUUGUUAUAGUGCAUGGAGAUAGAGUCCGUCUUACUUUAAGGGGCUGAACGGUAAUGAAUGCUUUAAUUCUAAAGUCUUAAAGCCAGUGUCCUGCACUUUCUCUCAGUGUAUGGUGUAUGAGGCUUUAAAGCGGCACUGUCAUGGCCGAAUCCUGUUUGUUUUUUGUUUUUUUUAACCCCCCUCCCGACUCCACUACAUCUAAUUGAUCCCUUAGUCUGCCCCUAAGCUCCCCAUAUUACCUAUUUUUUAUUCUUUAUUUUCUGCACGACCUAUAUUCAGGGCACCGCCAUCUUUUGUGUGGGUAGAGGAAGUCCCUGUGGGACACGUCAUCUGACCACUCUAGAUAGCACUGUGAGAUUCCCGCAAAUGACCAGUUAAACACUUGGGCAUGCGAACGGGAAUUUCAUCCAUUCAUUCGUCAGAAAGACGAAUGAAUAGAAAAAUCAGACUAACAAACAAACACUGUGUAUCAGUGUUCGCUCAGUUUAUUACAAGGAGGAAGCUACCGGUGCGCAGCUCCCUCCUUGUAAUAUGUCAAAAUAGAAGCGGCAGGGAGCAGUGCUCCCCGCCACUUCCUAAGCCCCCCAUGUCCUCCCUCACUCUAUGGGGGUCAAUAUGAAUAAACUACAAUGGGGGGGACCUACUGUCUUUCCGAUCCCUGGGCGGCGGGUGGGGGCAAUAAAGAUAAUGGGGGGGACGGGACCUAUUGUCCUCCCCACCCCUGAGCAGUGGGUGGGGGCCAUAAAUUACAAUGGGGGGACCUACUGUCCACCCCCAGCCCCCACCCUUGAGCGGUGGGUGGGGGCCAUAAAGAUAAUGAGGGUGGGAACCUACUUCCCCCCCUUCCGGCCCUAAAACAAAUUUCCCCCCCAUCAAAGGUGACUAGGGAUCCCCAAGCCCCUAGUCACCCACCCCACCAAAUAAAAAAUUACCCCCUACCUACCCCCUCACCCUAAAAAAUAGUGAGGGGGGAAUAAAAUAACUAACCUGUAAAGAAAAUUAAACUUACCAUUCAACGUCUUUUUUUUUUCUCAAAUCUUCAUUUUUCAGCCCCAAAGAAGGCAAAAUAAAAAGCCAUCAUACCCGUCGAAAUGAAAAUAAAAUAAAAAACCCGAGCGCAAAAAAAAAGAAGAAAAAAACAGACGCUCUACAGGGCGGGGGAAGACUUAUAAAGCCUUGCCCCGCCCUGCAAUUAGGCUAAGAACACUCUGAUUGGUUGGUUUAAGCCAAUGUGAGAGUGCUCUUUGUCAUUUUGCACACCGUGGGAAAAUUCCAAAGAACUUUCCCACGCUGUGUAAAAUGACACAGAGCACUGUGAUUGGAUGGCUUGAAAUACAUCCAAUAACAGUGCUCUGUGUCAUUUUACACAGUGUGGGACAAUUCCAAUAAACUUUCCCAAGCUGUGUAAAGUGACUCAGAGCACUCUGAUUGGUUGGUUUAAACCAACCAAUCAUUGUGCUCUGAGCCUAAUUGCAGGGCGUGGUAAGGCCUUGACCCGCCCUGUGGAGCUCAGUAUGCGGCGUGCCCUCGAAGGGUGAAGAUUUUUUUUUGGGAGUUCGACGAUAUUUAUGACUUUUUAUUUGGCCUUUUUGGGGGCUGAAGAAAGAAGCAAUUAGAAAAAAGAAGACAUCUAAUGGUAAGUUUAUAUAUUUUUUUUCUUUACAGGUGUUUAGCUUCAUUGUCCCCCCUCACUAUUAUUAGGAUGAGGGGGGUAGGUAGGGAUUUAUUUUAUUGGGCGAAUGGGUGUGACUAGGGGCUCGGGGACUCCUAGUCACUGAAAGGGGGGGGGGAUUUUAAACUUGGCCCCCACCAGCCGGUCAGGGUGGGGAAACAAUAUGUUUCCCCCCCUCCUUGUUGUUAAUGGCCCCCACCUGCCGCUCUGGGGUGGGGGCCAGAGGGGGAACAAUAGGUUCCCCCCUCUUAUUGUUGUUUAUGGCCCCCACCUGCCCCUCAGGGGUGGGGGUCAGGAGGGGAAUUUAUUUUAUUGGGGGAAUGGGGUGACUAGGGGCUCGGGGACCCCUAGUCACUGAAAGGGGGGGAUUUUAAACUUGGCCCCCACCAGCUGGUCAGGGUGAGGAAACAAUAGGUUUCCCCCCCUCCUUUGUUAAUGGGCCCCCACCUGCCGCUCUGGGGUGGGGGAACAAUAGGUUCCCCCCUCUUAUUGUUGUUUAUGGCCUCCACCUGCCACUCAGGGGUGGGGGUCAGGAGGGGAACAAUAGGUUCCCCCCCUCUUAUUGUUUUUAAAGGCCCCCACCUGCCACUUGGGGGGGGGGGCAAUAGGUUCCCCCUCUUAUUGUUUUUAAAGGCCCCCACCUGCUGCUCAGGGGAGGAGGCAAUAUGUCUCCUCCCUCUUAUAGUUAAGGGCCGCCACCCGCCGCUCAGGGGUGGGGACCAGGGGGGUAGGCAAUAGGUCUCCCCCCAUCUUACUUUCAAGGGCCCCCACCUGCCACUCAGGGGUUGGGCCCAAGGGGUGAGGCAAUAGUCCCUCCCCCGCUCUUAUUGCUAACGGCCCCCGUCGCCGCUCAGGGGUGGGGGCCAAGGGGGGGAGGACUCGGCACAGGUGGGGGCUGGGGGGACAAUUGUGUGUGGGGUUUUUUUUUUUUUUUAACAGUGAGCAGCCACAGGCUGCUAACGCGAGUAGGGACAUAUUAUUUACUAAUACUAAGUAAUCUUUACUUAGUAUUAGUAAAGUUGGCUGAAAGACAAAUUUAGGUCUUUCAGCUUUUUGGAAGAUAACUCCCUAAUACUGUGGGAAUUAGGCAGUUAUCUACUAAGCAGCUGCAAGUGGCAGCUGUGGCACAAAUUGAAUCGGAGUUUCAUUCAUUCGAAUGAAAUUCUGAUAUGAACAAAGUGCCGAAUUAAGUUCUAAAACAAACGAACAUACUGUUCUCAAUCAGUUAGAACACAAUUCAGCAGUUUCGUCUAAAAUGACAGGAAGCAUCGCGAGAUCAGAGGAAACUUAAAAAUUAUGGGAAAAUUGCUCUGACCAGUGGAAAUGAAGCACACUUUGCUCCUCUGCUGGUCAAGCGGAGGAAACCUCCAUAAGACAAAGAGUCCCUACUUUGUCUUAUGAUUUUAAAGAAAACUAAAGAAGACAGGAAGAAAAGAAGAACAGAUCCUGAGAGAGGGGGAGAAGAGGAAGAGAUUGAGGAAAGGUAAGUUCGGCAUGACAGUGCCGCUUUAAUCAGGCAGCCUCAGACUGCACGCCCCCAAUAAAAGGCUGAGGGAGCCAUUAGCUAGGUCCACGUUGAGAAAAGUGAAGUAUGGGUUUUUAAACUCCGGGUUUUUUUUUUUUUUUUUCAGUACUGUUUAGUGUCUUAGAAAUUGGGUCUGCAUCCUGCUUUGAGUGUCACUUAAAUCUUGAUCAAGCUUCCAACUUACAAUUGGUUUCAGACCACUUGCUGAAACUCUAAAAAAUAUUAAUAUAUUAUUCUAAUCAAAUCUUUUUCUCUUGCGUUUUUUUGUUACAUCAUUCUGUGAUUUUUGUUGUACAUUACAUAAUAAUUCCCCCUGAAAAAAAAUGUUCUCUCUUUCUUUUAGCUCUUGAAUUUUCUUAGAGAAUUCUCCCAGCAGAUUAUAUCGAAGACACAUGACAUAGAGAAACAGCUGGAUGGAUUGAUUCGCGAAACAAAAGCUGUCGACUGCAGGCUACACAAUGUCUUCAAUGAUUUUCUCAUGCUGUCAAACACUCAAUUCAUUGAAAAUGUAAGUUGUUUUUUUUUCUUCUCUUCUUUUCUUAUAGAGGCCAAUUCAGUAUUGUGCUCAAGUGCAGUGAGCCAAAUGUUACAAAAACUGUGUAAAAUGACUAAUAUGGUUAGCCUAGAAGAGGGGUAUCUGAAAGAUCUCAAGAUAAAGAACUACAACUCCCGUGAUGCUCUGAAUUCCUUUAACCCCUAAAGGACCAAACUUCUGGAAUAAAAGGGAAUCAUGACAUGUCAGACAUGUCAUGUGUCCUUAAGGGGUUAAAAUGAUAACGCACCUUGUAAGCUGUAGUUUUAAAACAUCUGAUGAUCUACUUUUUGGCACCCAUGGCUUAGAAACUAUUCCUAUAUAUUGACCAGUAAUAAAAGGGCACCAAAUAGAACAGUGUUUGCAGUAUCUUGAACGCAAGUUUUAAGCACCUGGCAAUGUGUUUUCAUAUUAAAGUUUACCUGUACUUUGCAUAAAUUCAUUCCUCUUGUGAUUCCUUUUAAUAUACAUUGUGCUAGCAAAAUCACUAGCUAAUGUAUAGAUUUUGCUACAAACCAUAAUUAAAAUUGUGAUUCCUGUGCUAAUUGUGCUACAGGCUCUUGCUCAGCUUUAAGCCUCUAAAAUGUGGCAACAUCAUUUAUAUAGAUAAUCACAAACUUCUAGCUGCUCAAUGUUAGUUAUGCUUGUAUAAAAAACAAUAUUAGUUUAUUUUGAAUCACUAACAUAAUCUAAAACAGACCAAGAAAACAAUGUGCUUAUAGUCCCAGAAACUAAUAUUAAGUAAGCUGUUACAUCAUAAGCUCUUGUCAAUCUUAAUUCAGCGUGAUUUCUAAAAAUAUUAACUGUCUACAUGUUUCGUAGCCAAAAAUGUCCAAUGUACUUUUUUAGAGUCUGUUCGCAUAACGCCCAUAUAAUUGCCAUAUCUUUUUAUUAGGGAUUUUGCGGGGUUAUUUUUCAAAGUAUUCUGUUCUAAAAAGUGGUGAGGCUGUGUGAUUUAAUUUUAAUUUUCUUGCUUACUUAGAGAGUGUAUGAUGAAGAGAUCGAAGAGCACAUUGCAAAGCCAGAUUCCGGAGACAAGCCUGAACAGGUAAGCGAAGUCUUCCAUUAUAGCAAUAUGAUAUGAAUACAUAAUUAUGGUCAUAUUUAUGGUCAUAUUAGAACAGCAGCCAGUACCAAUAAUGGCCAACCUUUUUUACUAUUUAAUUUACACUACUUUCCUUAAUGUAAGCGCUGAAAUCCGUUCUGGCAUAUAAAUGUAUAUUGCGUGGGCACAUUUCUUUUAUUAACUAUUUAUUAAUUUACUUUGUUUUAUUUAUUAAUCUUGUUCGUUUAAUUUUUUUAAGGAAAAAUCAAGGGAGCAGAUUGAAGCAGAGCUCAUUCCAAAAAUACAAGAAGCUGUCAACUAUGGGUUGCAAGUGUUAGAAAGUGCAUUUGAACAACUUGAUAUCAAAGCAGGGAACUCGGACUCUGAAGAUGAGGAAGUUAACGGAAGAGUUGAACUUAUUCUCGAACCAAAGGUAAAAAUAUAUAAGUGCCUCUGUAUACAUUUUUUUUUUUUUUUUUUUACAUUUGUGCUUCAAAUCUACUUGCUUCCAGUAGUCCAUAUCUGAAAUUUUGGGAAAUUAAAAUUUAAAAGCAGGAUAUCCAGACUGUACUUAGAAGCACAACAUUUAAUUUUAUUUAGUGACUUUGCCUCUUAUAUUUUGUUUUAUUAUAUGCAAAUAUUAAUACAUUGAUUUCCUUUUAGGACCUCUAUAUAGACAGACCUCUGCCUCAUUUAAUCGGUUCCCAGCUAUUCAUGCAACAAGAUGAUGUGGGUCUGGGGGACAUUUCCAGCGAAGGUGUGUUCUGUUUUACUAAAAUCCUAUUUGGGACGGCCUAUUGGUUGGUUAUCUAUGUUUACAUGUAUAGUGACUCCCCACUACAUCCGCUAUGACCAGUGUCUUUUUUUUUUUUUUUUUAUUCAUUAUUUCUCUUGUGCAUAUAAGGACAGUUAACAUUUUGUCUUGCGAUGCCAUAACCGCAUUAGCAGACUGAUUAAGAACAAUGUAUUUGACAUGGCAUGCGAUUAGACAGCACAUUUUUAUGUUAAUAUCGGGUUAGAACUGUAACGAUUAUUGCAAGAUUAAGAAAUACAAGGUUAAUCCAGAGGGUUGAUUAGGGUACGUUUAAGAAAGGCACACAUUUGUUUAGUAAAGUAGCUUGGACUCAUAUUGAUCAUUCGCGUUCUAUGGUUACAAGUAUAUAUGUUGUGUGGUCAAUAUUUGUGAUUCCGCUGUGUGCAUCUGUGUAUGUAAGCAUUGUAUAGUGUUGCAGAGGGUUAACAAGCUAGACAUAAAUACAGGCAUAGUAGGGCUAAGCAUUCAGUUUGACCUGUAAGCGAGGCACAGGUGAUAGGCAUGUCUGAUCGUUCUGAGCCUUAUUUUGCAGUAAGUUGGGCCACAUUUACAAAGACAUUUUCUGUUGUUGUGUGUCUCUACCCACAUCUAGCGGGUAAAAGGUGUCGCUUAUCUGGUGUUUUACGUAGGCUGUGAAGAGAGAGUCUCUGCUUUGUGUGCAGGGUCUGAGGCUUUGUGCCUCACAAUGUGGCCGUCCGGAUUGCCUCAGCCGAUGCCCAUCCUGGAGGCCAUGCUUGCGUGCCCGGAGGUUUUUUUUAGGCGUUGGUGUGGUGGGCGCUGUCCAUGGGAGCAGGUGUAUUCCGUGGCACUUCUAUGUAGGGGCUCAGUCCCUGCUGUGGGCGGCGGCAUGGGUCUACUCACAGCUUGCUGGUAGGCGAUUGACUCCAUAGAGGGUAGCUGAUUGUCGUGUAGGGCUCCAGGUCUUGGGUCUGGCGAGGUGUUUGCGUGUUGGUCUAGUGAAGCGCCCCAGUUCCUGCUUGUAUGGGGACGGGUGUUAGUGCCCGCAUGCCCAGUAGUCGCUUCCUGCUUUGCAGGUCGAUUGCCAUUACCCCGCCAGUUAGCUGUUUUGGGGGUCCGCGGUAGCGUUCCAUAUUGGCGGCGCCUGGUGGGUGGGCGGAUCCAUUAGGCCACCGCUUUCAUCGCUUGAUAUUGUGUCGCUGCUUGGUUAUGGAGUAUUGCCCAGAAGCUUUCACAAAGCAGGUCCAUGGCUGCUGUGGGCUGAAGCGGCAGCUGGAUGCUUGUGCCCUUUGGCUGGGGCCUGUGCUGGGCCGCCAUCUUGGCUGUGCCGCAACGGUGCCUUACCCCUAGAAGCCACGUGGCCCUCUGGUCCGUCCUCGAGUGCGCUUAGUGUGGCUGGGGAAGACUGGGCAGCCCAGUAGAAGACGCAUCCAAGAUGGUGGCGGACAGAGAAGCCUCCAGCAUCAUGACGGACACGGAGCUCCGACUAGCCGCGAUCUUCAACUCCUUUUGGUAGAAGCUGGAGGCACGUAUGCGACCUCCCCUCCCGGACACCCAGACAGAAGGCAAGCUACAAUGCCCGGUCCAGUUGGCCGCACAACGGCAAGCUAACAACCCCACAGGCUCCAUGCACCCGAUGGGCCGGCGCCUAAGGGGAGCUAUCUUGAGGAAAAACCUUCCCUAUAAUAACAGCGGCAGCCUAAAACAGACCCAGAGGACCGAGAGAGUGAACAGAACGGUGUACUCAAGCCCCCCUUACCGACAAGCUGCAGACAGCAACAGACAUCGCAAGUACAACGUGACACCCGACCGGAAGCGGGGACGGCGAGUAACGAAACCCACAAUGGUGGCAACACCGAGCCGGACCAACAACGGCACACAAACAAAAAAAGGGGCGCCUCCCGAGCACAAACAGCGGAUGAGACCAAGAAACACAGGGGCUCCCAAACGUGCAUGCAAAAUACCUCUAGCGGGUGUUGGCUGACCGGGACACUUGUCACCACAGAUGAGACAAGCUCCCCACACGUCCCACUGUCUCUAUCGCUCUGUGACCUAUUGUUACUGCAUGACUUUAAGAUACUCUUACACUAUCAUUCCCUGAGCUAGUCACAGUCACAGUAGUGUCUAUAAUUCGGUAACUCAGGUUCACAAUGCGUUUUACCCGUAGUUUAACACUCAUCUAAUGUUUAACGGUGAAUAAGCCUACAAAAGUCAGGGUUAGUUUAUGAAGCAGAUUUUUGUCUUAAUUGCAGCCUAGCCUUAAUGUCUAACCCAUAGCCCUGAUCACAUAUAUUCAGCAUGUUACUAACACAUUUGUUUACCUAACUAAACAUGAUGGAGUGCUAACGACAUAACUGUCUAGGUAUGCGCACACAGUGAACUCCCUAUUAAUGUUGAUGCUUUGCGUAGCUUAAAAUAUGAAUAUUCAAUUGUAUAAUCAGCGUAAAGUUUAAACGUGGACAAUCUCUACAUAAAUAAUUAAAAAAGGUGCACGGAUUUAUGUAAUCCCCAUUGUUAAAGUGUUGAUACUCAGCGUGAGGAAUGCUAUUGGGGCACCACACGCCUGCUGUUAUGGUUUUUCUUGCACUGCAAAAAUAAAGAAUUAAAAAAAAUAUAUAUAUAAUGCACACAUGAACAUUAGAUUGCUUCAUUAGCACAAUAGAAUCUGGUGCACAUGGCGUUGCAUUCGGAGGCUCAGUGCUACGUCCAUACAUUUUGUAAGUAUGGUCACGACAAACUGAAAAUAUUUAGCGAUGUCUGGAGCCACAGAAAGUCAGUUUCCAAAGGGGAAUCUUCUGGGUUUUAUGUAUAUCUUUAAUUACCUACACAAUGCAAAACAAUAUGACCUGACAUUUUUUUUAAUUUUUUUUUUCUGUUUUAAUGAUUACUCUCUCAAAACUCUUGAUUUCUUCAAAUUGAACUCAAGCUGAAGUAUCCAGAAUUGAGUUAAAGCCAGGUUUUCACCUUUGUUUCCUCUGGAACGCAGAGGCAAACUUCAAAUUUAUUGACCAGCCUGUACAUUUCCUAAUUCAAGGCAAAUGAUCGUGUGUACCCCAAUUGCACACACGCUCCGGUUAACGCCAAAAACCGUGAUGUGAAUUAACAAACAGAAAGUAACGUGAUGCACUGCAAUCUCAAAAUGUCACACAGUUGACCUAUAUCUCGAGAUUGCAGUGCACCACACUGCUUUUUUUUUUAUUUUAUUUUUUAACAUUUCUUAAUAAUUUUGCUUGCUGGUUUUGUUAAAAUAAAUAUGCAUUUGUGUAAUAGUAUUUAUUUUUAAGUGCUCACUGUCCUGUCAAACACCAAUGGACAAAUGUUUGCCGUGUGUUCUGCUUUGGUUAAAGGACAACUGCCAUCACGUUUUCACUUCUUGUCUAUUACAUUUAAUGAAACUUAAGGGUUACUUCAAGCAACAUGACCACUUUAGUGAUUUUAAGUGCUGGUGGUGACUAAAGUUUGGAUAUGCAGCUUUUUGCUAUGAAACACUGCAAAUACAAAGUAUAACCCUUCUAUCAGAAGCAUCAUUAGCCAGCCGGAACAAGAGUUCUGUGUGGUUAAUGCUACUUCUGAGCGGAUUUGAGGUUCUGAGACAAGACAGUCAUUUUCAGCAUGGUUUCUCACUUCAUGCCACCCUGAAAAAGGAUGAAAAAAGGAUGGGCUGUAUAUCAGUACAUCGUUAGAAGAAUCUCGGGAAGGCAGGCGAAACCCAUCACGGAGGACGUUAUUGAGAGGCAGACCCAAGAGUGUCACGUGAUCGGGGAAGUGCUGAUAGCUGGAAGUGACUGCGUGCUGGUGGUGUUUUUUGAUUUAUAUAUGCUUACUGAGUUGUGGGUUAAUUGCUGGCAUACCCACCACCAAAGUGAGAGUUUUUUUUAACCUUUUUUAUGUUUAAUUGUUUUAGAUACUAUUUAAUUGGGGUCCUUGCCUCUUUAUUCCUCUUGUACUGCACAAAAUACCAUACAUACAUCUGACUGAAUGGAGACACCUUUCCUGAUAUAAGCUGUGGGAAGUAUCCCUCUCCAGUGGAGCUAUUUAAACCAUGAGCCAGGAGUGAUAGGGCUCUGUUACAUGUGAGUGCUCUCCCAGACACACACAUAUUAUUAGAUGUAAUGAACGUUGAAAAAUCCAAGAAGCAAAAUUUUGAUGACAGUUGUCCUUUAACCUAUUUUUUAUAAGGGAAAGCAAAUUGUUCUUCAUGUUUGAUCUCUAGAUGGGAUAUGUAUACAGGGAGUGCAGAAUUAUUAGGCAAGUUGUAUUUUUGAGGAUUAAUUUUAUUAUUGAACAACAACCAUGUUCUCAAUGAACCCAAAAAACUCAUUAAUAUCAAGCUGAAUAUUUUUGGAAGUAGUUUUUAGUUUGUUUUUAGUUAUAGCUAUGUUAGGGGGAUAUCUGUGUGUGCAGGUGACUAUUACUGUGCAUAAUUAUUAGGCAACUUAACAAAAAACAAAUAUAUACCCAUUUCAAUUAUUUAUUAUUACCAGUGAAACCAAUAUAACAUCUCAACAUUCACAAAUAUACAUUUCUGACAUUCAAAAACAAAACAAAAACAAAUCAGUGACCAAUAUAGCCACCUUUCUUUGCAAGGACACUCAAAAGCCUGCCAUCCAUGGAUUCUGUCAGUGUUUUGAUCUGUUCACCAUCAACAUUGCGUGCAGCAGCAACCACAGCCUCCCAGACACUGUUCAGAGAGGUGUACUGUUUUCCCUCCUUGUAAAUCUCACAUUUGAUGAUGGACCACAGGUUCUCAAUGGGGUUCAGAUCAGGUGAACAAGGAGGCCAUGUCAUUAGAUUUCCUUUUUUAUACCCUUUCUUGCCAGCCACGCUGUGGAGUACUUGGACGCGUGUGAUGGAGCAUUGUCCUGCAUGAAAAUCAUGUUUUUCUUGAAGGAUGCAGACUUCUUCCUGUACCACUGCUUGAAGAAGGUGUCUUCCAGGAACUGGCAGUAGGACUGGGAGUUGAGCUUGACUCCAUCCUCAACCCGAAAAGGCCCCACAAGCUCAUCUUUGAUGAUACCAGCCCAAACCAGUACUCCACCUCCACCUUGCUGGCGUCUGAGUCGGACUGGAGCUCUCUGCCCUUUACCAAUCCAGCCACGGGCCCAUCCAUCUGGCCCAUCAAGACUCACUCUCAUUUCAUCAGUCCAUAAAACCUUAGAAAAAUCAGUCUUGAGAUAUUUCUUGGCCCAGUCUUGACGUUUCAGCUUGUGUGUCUUGUUCAGUGGUGGUCGUCUUUCAGCCUUUCUUACCUUGGCCAUGUCUCUGAGUAUUGCACACCUUGUGCUUUUGGGCACUCCAGUGAUGUUGCAGCUCUGAAAUAUGGCCAAACUGGUGGCAAGUGGCAUCGUGGCAGCUGCACGCUUGACUUUUCUCAGUUCAUGGGCAGUUAUUUUGGGCCUUGGUUUUUCCACACGCUUCUUGCGACCCUGUUGACUAUUUUGAAUGAAACGCUUGAUUGUUCGAUGAUCACGCUUCAGAAGCUUUGCAAUUUUAAGAGUGCUGCAUCCCUCUGCAAGAUAUCUCACUAUUUUUGACUUUUCUGAGCCUGUCAAGUCCUUCUUUUGACCCAUUUUGCCAAAGGAAAGGAAGUUGCCUAAUAAUUAUGCACACCUGAUAUAGGGUGUUGAUGUCAUUAGACCACACCCCUUCUCAUUACAGAGAUGCACAUCACCUAAUAUGCUUAAUUGGUAGUAGGCUUUCGAGCCUAUACAGCUUGGAGUAAGACAACAUGCAUAAAGAGGAUGAUGUGGUCAAAAUACUCAUUUGCCUAAUAAUUCUGCACUCCCUGUAUAUGGAGUUUAAAUGUAAUUCUAAUUACUGUUUGUUGUUGUUGAAGCAGAAGGCUCUGUAGACAAUGACAGGGGAAGCAUAAUUGACAGUGAAGAAGAAGAGGAAGACGAAGAAAAAGACAAUGAGGUAAGAGUUCCUUUUACCAGUCAUGUUCACCAAGUACAUCUGAGUCUUAUACUGCUAAAAUUUUCUUACAGAGCCACUAAACAUUUUUUAAUUUUAAUUGUGGCUAAUAUAGAAGAAAAAAGAGGCGGCACUUUUACAGGGGCAGCAUUAUGCUGGUCCCCUGUACAUGUUAACGAGUCCGCAACAAGCGUUUAUCUAUGGACCGCAGAGGCAGCUCUUAAGGUGAGUAAGCCGGCCGCUUAAGACCUGUCAUUGACUGGGGCUCUACAGCCACCUACUAUGCCUUUGUGUGCGUGACCUAGGGGCCCGGUAGCGUGCCCUGUAUGCCGAUUUGUGCAGUGCCCCGCCACUCAGUCUGCCCUUGGGGGGAGAGAGAGCCCAGUGCCUCAGGUCUGCAGUUUCACUGGGUGCAGAGUUGCAGACUAUGUGGUUGAGGCCUUGCAAGUCCGGACAAUCAAAUUGGCUGCAUUACCAUGGCAACGCUCUGACACUUUAAAUACUGGAGUUUGCAAGACCUCUACCACAUGUACUUAAACUCUGCACCUGCCAAAGCUGCAGACCACAUAACAAGGCCACUGGGCCACCAGGGAGGGAGACCACUGGACCACCAGGGAAUUGAUCACCAGAUAAAAAAAGAUAUUUCAGUGGGUGGAAGACGGUCAUUAAGACACACACGGUUACCCCCUCACACGCAUAUACUGUCACACUCCCAUUAAUUCCUCCUAAUCCUGUCACUCUCCCCCUCCCCCUCCAACCAUACCACGCUUACCUGCCCUCGCUCUGCCACAUGCACAGUAUCAUAUUAACCCCCUCAUCCUGUCAUUCUCACCCCUUCUGACUAUAUCACUCACCUGCACUCGCUCAGCCAUACUCGCCAUAUCAUAUUAACCUACUUAAUCCUGUCACACUCGCCUUCUCUUGCACUGUCACACUUCUCUUCUAUCACUCUGUCAAUGAAAUGGUCAAUUUAUCUUUAUGAACUACUUCAUUUGGAUAUGGGGGUGACAGUCGCCUUAAACGCUUGUUUCACCUUGCUUUUGUAUAAUUGUUUUUUCCUUACGAAGAAUCUUCUAUUCAUAUUUUUUAAUUGUCCUCGUUAUUAUAGGAAUCAGAUGAUGAUGAUUUUGGAAAUUCUGAAGAUGAUAAGAAGCUGGUAAGACUCUGUUAUAUGUUAUUUUAAAUAUGUCUUAUCCUUAAAUGUUUUACUACAAACUGGGUUACGUUUGUGCCCUCUGAAGGUCAAAUACCUAAUGACAUCCAUAUUUUAAGGUGAAUGAUGAAUAUGUACCUGGAAAAUUUAUGUAAUCUGUCACAUAAGAAUUUUUUUUAUAUAUAUAUAUAUAUAUAAUUUUUUAUUUUUUUUUUUGUUUUUUGUUUUUUUUAAGUUCACAUGCACAAGUUGAUGCCUGAGCAUUCAAAGCAGAACAUGUUUUGGGCCAGGGAUAAAUUAUAAUAUUUUGCUAGCCGCAUGGACUUUUUCUACCUAUUAAAGCUACUUGAAUGCAUUGGUAACCCAGGGUUGAGAAAGUUGGGUUUUUAAAGUGAAGAACUCCAUCCAGAGUAGAAGAGAUAACAGUAUUGGGUGAGAGAGAGGAAUAUGCUGGGAGUGGCAGAAGGGAUGAAAUUUUGGUUUUUGUUGAAAGAAUAAGGAAAAUUAUGUUUCUGCUUAGAGUAUGAGUGCUGAAUUAGUAAGGGAAAUUAGGAUAGAAGUAGUGGUCAGCAGAUGGAUUAUGGAGGCUAGAAUGUUUGGCCGCCGGGCAACCUGAAAACCGGAUGAGGUCAAGAUUGCCUCCAUGAAUGGGUGGCAGUGGGGGGAAAUUAUGUUAGAGAGGCCAACGAAGGAGGUGCAUUGGAGGAUACAGAUUCAGCAAAAGCGAUUUCAAAUUCCAAGGGGGCUGUUGAGUGGGAUGAAGGUGGAUAGAAAACAGAUAAAUGAGAAGAAGCACGGAAGGGAUGAUAUAUAGAUAUAGAUAGUAUUUUUAGGUAGACUUGAAAAAAAUAGGAGAAUUUUCGUUUUAAAUAAUGAAAGGUGAAGAGGAGGAGGGUGGUUGCAUUAGCUGCAGGAAUAUAAUCGGAGGAUGUAAGGGUGCCCAUUCCAAUUCGGGACCCAUUGUGUUGAAAAAAGCUGUGUUAACAGCAGCAAGUGUAGAAGUAUUUUAUAGGAAGAAAUCAUUUUUUAAAUCGGGCCAUGAAAUCCAGCUGGUGGAAUUGGUCUAUUGCAAAGGGAUCUUGCUCUCAAAAGAGAGAAGGGCAUUUAAAAGAUUACAUCAACCAAACUGUGUUCAAGAAAGCAUUGUCUCCUCAUUUCCCCAUAGCGAGCCCUGCACACAUCAAUUAAGUGGUCACGGUGCUUUAUAUAACUGCGAUUUGUAUAAGGAUAUGGGUAAAAAAUUGGUUGAGGGCCGCUUUGAGCAGGAAGACCUGAUUCGUAUAGUUAGUGGGUAAAUGAAGCUACUGUAAUUAGCAUGACAACUUUAGACGACAUAAGUACCGGGAUGGGGAAUUUAAUAGGGAGCAUGACGGAUUGAAAGACCUGUAUAUUGGAAAUAGAGUUAAAGAUCUAUUGUGUUUAAAGUAGGAGGAAUUGCCCAGUGUGUCUUUGGUGAAUGAGUGUAUGAGAGGUGGUAAUUAGAAAGAAAUGUCAGUGUUUCCUAUGUGAGCUUUUCUUAAUGCUUUAUGCUAAAAUAAUGUAGCCUUUAUGGUAUAUCAAUAUUAAAUAACAAAUGUAAAUGUUUGAGUGUUGAACACUUUGAAAACAAAAGGCUUUAGACCUCUUUACAAAUUCUGAAUUUGUGAUGUUUUUAUGUUUACUCUAAAUUCUAAAGCGCUCGGCCUUAAGUGAUGAAGAUGACGAUGAUAAUGGCUCAGAUCUGUUUGGUGAUUCAGAAAAAGAGGAAGAGGACACUGAAAAAUCUGUAAGAAUGAAUGUUAUGCCACAAAGCAUUAUUUUAUUUAUUUUUCAGGUUCUGGUGAAUAUUCUUAAAUGUUUCUUAGAAUGUAACAAUGUGUAUUUUGUUAAUUUAAAAACAAAAGUUGAUGCAAGUUUAAUAUUCAUCAUUGAUUUAAUACUCCGUCUACAUAUUUUGUUAUCAAUGGAUUGGAAAAAUUGAGCAUUUUAACAAAUUCUAAGUUUUAUUAGGUGCCAUGUUAUGUGUGCUAUCAGAAUAGUGUGUGGUUUCCUGUACAAAUUGUUCUCUCUGCUCUCUGCUCUCUGCAAAAUGAAAUUUGAGUUUUUCAUAAAAAUAAAAUCUGGGUUACUGCUUUAAAGAUGCACUCCCAGCAAUUCUACGGCGCGUAUUAGAUCAUCAUGCAAAAAUCAUCCUGAUUUUAUGUUGAGUUUUUUUGCGUUUUAAUUUGUUUUUGCAUGAUGCUAAAUGAAGAGCUCGCAAUUUCAAGUCCUGAGCUGCUAUCCACGUCUAAACAUAACCCCCACCACUUAAUCAGUUUUCACUCACGAACAUCAAAUGGGGAUUUUGAGUCUUUUAGAUACCUAUUUGUUUUGCAGAAAGGCUUUUUAGCUUGUGUUCUUCCAACUGGAAGGGAUUGAAGCUAAGAAACAAUGCAGCUAUUUGUACGUUUUACACAAAUACCUGUUCUUUUUGUAAUGUACGUUCAUGGAGACCCUCUAAUUUAAAGUAAAUAAUUAAGUGAAUGCAAGCUUCUGACACCUUUAUUUCACUUCUAUGAACGUUAUUCCUGCUUAGCAUGCUAAAAUAAUCGCCAGUGACCGCUUCACAGGCCUUUAUCAAAUGUAAUUGCGAGGUCACUUCUUAUGAUGAUGGUAACUUGCAGAGGACUUAAAAUGGCUGGCCCUUUUAAACAAGAGUAAGCCAGGAGACGCACCAGAAAGGGGCAUUUUCUUAAAUGUAUGCAUUGCGAAAGAAUACCUUCAGACUAUAGUAAAUGUAAUCUUUCAUUUUAAAUAAUUAUUUCCAAAAAAGGCUGUUUUCCUUUAAGAUGUGACUGUGCAUAAUGUAUGUUGUGUGUGUGUGUGUGUGUGUGUAUGUAUAUAUAUAUAUAUCCGCGUGCUUCUGUGUAUGUGCGUCAGGGUGUGUGUCAGGGUGUGGGCAUGUGUGUAUGUGUCGGUGUAUUUAUAUGCAUCUGUGUGUUAAUGUGCAUGAAUAUCUGUGUAAGUAUGUAUGUAUGUAUGUGGUAGUUUAUGUACAUACAUCCAAGCAGUCAAACACCAGCACAACAUACAAACACACUCCUGCAAUCUAACUCAAAUAUUACAUACACACACACACACACACACACAACUGCAUUCAAACUAAAAAAUAUAAUUUCAAACACAAAUGCACAUCCGCAUUUAAAAAUGAACUACUUUCAGACACACCCCUGCAAUCAAGCCCAAACAUUACAUACAAACGCACCCCUUCAAACACCAACACUGUACAUUACACUAUAGCGCCAGUAAAUGAUGCAGCGCUGUACAGAUACGCAACCUAGAAAUUUUGACUUGGGGUGCCCUUGGAAAAAUACUGAAAUAUUAAGGGCGCGUUGAACCUAAAAAGUUUGGGAACCACUGCUCUAUAUCAUAAUAUACAUUGAGUAACCUGUUUUUACUUGCAGUUAAAGACUAGGACUAAAUCUUUUGCUGAUGAACUAGCUGAAAGGAUUCAAGCAGAUGUUCCGAAAAAGUCAACACCAGACCAGUCAUGUGAGUCCUGGCACCCUCACAUGGGUCUAUUAACUAAAUUGUGAAUUGAAUUGUAAAAAUAAAAACCUCCAAGUUUGUUUUUGGCCUAAAAUGUGCAAUUACCUUACCAAUUCUAUGGAAUUUCCAGUUAUGACAAAUUCCUUAUUUUGACUGCGGUAACCUCUACAGCACCAAUCCUGUUACUUUGUUUUCUGCUCGAACAAGUGGGUUUUUUUUGUUUUGUUUUUUUAACUUUUUUUAUUUUUUUUUAUUUUAAGAUCCCAUUAGCGUCCACAGAAAAAGCUUCCUUAAAUAGGAUAUUAUUUGAAUUCUUUCUUCAGUGAAAUAUUCAUAAACACUACCAAAUGAUUGUUCUGUUUUUGCAGAGAUUAAUUUGUGGGACUGUCAGCCUUAUUUAAUUCCUGCGCUCCCUCAUUUUUUAAAAGUUUUUUUUUAAAAAUGGCAGUAAUAACUGAAGUGAUGAAAAGUUAACUCGCGUUUUAUACGAUUACAAACCUGGCACAACUGGGGGGUGGGGGGGGGGAUCCAGUAAGGUUCAUACAGAUUUUGAGAAUAUAAAUAUGACAUUAUAAUGGGAAAAUGGCCUUUACAUUUUAAAUAGAACUUUAAAUAGAGCUAUUUGUAUUACUGUAUUUAUUUUUGACAACAAGAGGUCAGGAUCCUAAUGGUUUUAGGUAUUGCUGGAUUUUUAUUCGUUUUAUUCUUUUUGUUAUUCUGAUGAUUUGUGUUUAUUUAAUUUUUAGCUAUAUCAUCAUUAGAAGUUAAAUCCAGGAAAGAGAAAGAAAAGAGCAAAGUCAGAAAAUUGCCUUCAGAUGGUAAGACCUUUUUGAAUAUCCAUAUUGAAUGUGAACUAUAUCCAAUUUGAUUGGUUGCCUGUUCCAUUACACAAAAGUGUAGAUUUUGAGAGAGCCUGGGUAAUAGUGAGGGUGACAAAGGAGAAGAAUUAUCAAAGUAUUCUGUUCUAAAACAUGACCUUCUUCCAUUUGCAUGCACAUUAAGUCGGAGAGUGUUUGAAAACAGAAAUGGGUAUAUUCACUAAAGUGUCUGUUUAAAAUUAUUUUCAAAUUUAAAGGAAAACUAUAGUCACCAAACAAGUUAAGUUUUUGUGUAUAGAUAAUGCUGUCUCACUCACUCAAUGCUGCUCCAUUCUCUGCCAUUUAGGAGUUAAAUCACUCUGUUUCUGUUUAUGCAGUCCUAGCCACCCAUCACCACUCCUCCCCCCCAAGGUCUGACUGACACAGCCUCCAUUAAAACAAAAUGGUUUCACUUUACAUCGGAUGUAACUUACAGAUUCUAGGGUCUAGCAAGCUAUUAACCGAGCAGGAGAUAAAAAAGAAAUCUAGUGUAAACAUUAGAUGACUCUUUACAGGAAGUGUUUAUGAAGGCUGUGCAAGUCACAUGCAGGGAGGUGUGGCUAGGGCUGCAUAAACAAUGUGAUUUAUCUCUUAAAUGGCACAGAAUUGAACAGUUAGACUGCAAGGACAUGAUCUAUACACCAAAACUGCUUCAUUAAGCGAACGUUGUUUUGAUGACUAUAGUGUCCCUGGGCAAAAAUAUCCAAACUGGAACUAUUUUCUAAGCCAGCCAUGCUAUUAUUUUGGCUACUCUGGCCUUAAAUUUGAAAUUCACUUUAACCUUGUUAGUCUCUAUGGUCUUCCCUGCUUUACUCCUGUCACAGAAACAGAUAAGACCAUAGAGACUGUCCUUGUUUUUUUUGUUUUGUUUUGUUUUACAAAUACUUUUAUUUAAAACUAUGUAUUUCCUUUUACUACUUAAUGGAAAUAUUUAAAAAAAAUAUAUGUUCGAGGUGACUGUUGAAGCACAAGGACUUUGUUUGAAUGUCUGCUCUGUACAUCAUAGUGUAGAAAGCAAAUUGUACUAAAGAUUUUACUAAACUGUUAUUUGUAAUGAAAACUAGGGUAUUGAAAUCCAGACAACUAUUUUAUAAUUUGUACGUUUGUUCUCCUCAAUCAAGAUGAAGAUGAUGACCUUUUUAAACCACCCAAACUGACCGAUGAGGAUUUCUUACCAUUUGGAAGCAAGGGUCAUCUUUUCAGUGGUGGAGAAGGGCUUUUUGAUGAUGAUGAAGAGGUUGGUAUAAAGAGUUGGGGUGGGGGGUGGAGUUCUUUAAAGCUUCUGUGGCUUAUCAUUUGUUUUUUUUUUUUUUUUUUUAAAUGUAUGGCAUUAAAAACGAAUUUCUUAAUAUCUACCUUCUUUUCUUAUUUCCACACAGGGUGAUCUUUUUGCAGAAGCUCCAAAAAGAGAAGUCAAACAAACUGAUGCAACUCCUGUAGUGAAUACAGGUAAGAAUUUUCUUUUCUGUUUCUUUUUCUUUUCUUUUAGUAACAAUGUAUUUUUAUGAUUAUUUUUGUUUUCGAUCACCAAUAUAUUUAUUAUAUUUUGUGUGUCUGUGUGUAUAUAUUUAUCCUCUCCCUUCCCCUUCCCCCUCUCCAUUUUUUGUUUCUUUAUACCACAGAAACUUUGUCAUCGAAUACCAAAAGGAAGCCACCUGUCGGAGGAAUCUCUCUUUUCCCAGGUAUGAAAUAAUUCUUUGUGAGGAACGAAUGAAAGGUCUACAACAUAUUCUGGUUUCUGGAGAUUUAUUUGUGGUUUUGUUAUUUAUUUUUACUAUUGUUAUUCCUUUUAUUUCCACUACGUUUAAAGGGUAACUGGCAGCAUCACAAAUGUGUUUGUGGGAUGUGAAAAAAAAAAUAUUAGGAGUAAAACAGCUUUGUCCUUUGUACCUGGAAGCUACCACAGAGGAAGAGGAGACCUGAAACAAUGUUUUUGUUUCUCCUUUUCAUUUGCAGUGUUUGCCCUUUCUUUGAAUAAACUGGAUUAUUGAGUAAUUUUCUAACUCUUUAACAUGCAUUUUAAAAGAAAAUAAAGCAUCUUGUGAAAUGGGUUUAAGCAAGUAAUAGGUGAUUUCCAGUAUUUUAAUCUAUAGUGUAAUUUUCAGGGGAGUAACAAUUCCCCUUUAUAUGGGGAUGGUUGGGAAGUCCACCCUGGAUUGUCCCUUUGAACAAUUUGUGUGCGUCAUAUUCCCGGUAAUAAAUAUGUUGGUGCCUAAUAGGUGGAAUGUUGGUACCCUUUGACCUGAGAAAUGCCAUUAAUAUUGCAGGUGGAGAGGAUGUGAUUGGCGCUUCCCUUUUGGCUAACAAGGAGAAGACCAAGCAUCCCACUCCUACCACAGAUACAGAUCCAAAGCUGACCACAAGCACAGUGUUGUUUGAUGAUGAGCUAUUUGGAUACAGUGAUGUACAAUCAACCGCUAAAUCAGGUUAGUAUGUGUUUAUAUACUUUGUGUGUGUACAGGAAUUGGGAAAUAGAGUAGCUUGGCAAAUACUUUGUAUAGGACUGUGAGAUGCAUCCCAUCUCAGCUGUACUGUAUAGAUAAUGCAACGAAAUAUACAACAGCCAAUCCAAAAUUAUAAAAGAUGUAAAAAAACACACUUGCUAUGUGUGAAUAGUAAAUGCCCUGUAAGCAGAUAGUAUUGACGAGUCUCCCAGAUCAGGGGUGUUUUUUUUUUGUUUGUUUGUUUUUACAAUCUGUUAAUUUAUUUAUUUUUGAGAAUGUUUGUUUUUUAUUUAUCUUUUUUUGUUUAACUAUUCCUUCCUUUACUCUUCACCUCUUUCCAUUCAGAACUUGUUUUUUUGUUUGUUUUUUUUUGUUUUUGUUUUUUGUUUUUUUUUACUCCACAAUUACUUCUCGAAAUCAACAAAAUUUCAAAAUUUUGGAGUUCUAACUUAAGGAUAACGCAUUUGAGCAUGUUCACUUCCUAUUUAUUAAAGACUAAAUUAUUAUCUUUAAUUCAUUGUUAUUCUCAUACCUACAGAGGUACUGGUAGUCCUCACUUAGCAAAUUACCUGUUUACCGGCUGCUUGGACAUACGACCAGCUCUCUAGCGCAGGGAAUCCCCCAAAUCUGUGUCGCAGGAAUUCCCUCAAAUAAAGAUUUGAGUGAUUUGGUCUAUGUUUGGGGGAAUUCCCAUAAACAUUGACCUGCUUUCUAGCGCAAGCGAGACCUGGUUGUCAGGCUGGUGUGAGUCCAAUUAGCUUUACGACCUAGUUGUAGGAACGGAACUCUGUAGGUAAGUGAGGAGUGCCUGUAUAUGCAGUAUUUCUUUUGCUAGUUGUACAUGUUCAAUGAUUGUAAAUAAUGCAUCCUUAACAUUAACAUAUCUUUAUAUUGUAUAUUUUUUAUUUUUCUUCUGAUAUAUACAUUUAUUAAAAAAAAAUUAAAUAUACAUGUUGCUUCAUCAACCUUGAGUCUUGCCAAUUCAAGAAAGUAGCUUGGCCUCUCUGUCUCUUCUAUGGAGUCUGAACAAAGGUUUGUGUGGAAGAGGGACUAGUUCACUCCACGUUCUAAUCAGUGCAGAGAUUCCUGCUACUUCUACUUUAGUUAUCCCCUUUAUUAUUAUGGAAGCUGUUAUCUAAAAUGCAACUUUCUGAAACCAACCGUUGUUGCGUUUUCUGACGACACACACAAUUUUGUUGGGCUUCAAUGUUUUGAUAGGGAGAGGGACAAUACAAAUGCUGUAACAUGUCCAUGUACAAAAUCAGUACAGUGUACAGGAACCAUAAAAAGAAAGUAUUUCAGGAUUGGGGGAUAUAUGACACAUUUUAAGAGAACAAAAUAAACUGUACAAAAGUGAGCAUAUUACUAAUACAGCAUAUUAUUCAGGCCUAAUGCUAUCACAUGCAUGAAAGAUUUUGGGCGUCUUAAGUGUUCCUUGAACUGACAGCUUAAUGGAUUACCCUGUUUGAAGAAAGUUACAGAAGCCAUGGAAUGAAAUAAAAUUUACCAUUCAAGUUUAGCCAAGAUUUUUUUUUUUCUGUUUUCAUGGACCGUUGGGUUUACCUGAUUUUAUAUAUAUUUUUUUUCAAAAUUAAAUAUUUUCUUUUCUUACUUUUAGUAAAAGCUAAACCGCCAUCUGACCUGUUUGCUGAUGAAAAAGAUGACUUAUUCAAGGACAAGCCAUCCCUUCCUCCAGCAAUUAACAAUGCAAAGGAAACCAGCAGAACAACAACACAAAAGGUCACUGACAAAAAGGUACAUGGGUAAUGGAGGAAAAAGCUAACCACUGUGAAGCUCGCUAUAACAAACGUAUUUGGUGGGGAGGUGAAAAUGUAUGUUUUUUCUUGAAGAAAACAAACCGUAUUGCCACUACAGGUACACUCUUCCUUUGUAUGACCUUGCAGUUUGCAAAGAUUGUGAACCUAGUGUAUUGCUUUAAUUCUGGUGCUAGGUGUUAAAGACUUGCUAUGAAACCUGCUGGGCCUUAAAACUUUGAAAGGUUAAACACAUUACACCUACCAUUUUUCAUGCAAUGCUCUUCAUCUCUGUACAUCUACAUGUAAUUAAAGGGAAGGGAUUCAAUAGUGUUAGGAAUACAAAUCUGUAAUACUAACACUGUAGAGCCCUCUGGCAGCUAAAGGGUUAAAUAUUUAGUCACUUGCACGAUUCCAGCGCUGAUGUCCCUCAGCCUCCUUUUGACUUGGGGCUAAUGCCCGAGCGCCAGAUCGCUUAAGGCCCUCUCCAUAGGAAAGCACUCUCCAUCUGGGAUAAAAUGAAGUGGUCUGGGUGACUAUAGUGUCCCUUUAAGCAGCAAAUCACGUCACAUACUGGGAUAUAUAAAUAUAUUUAUAUAAGUGUAUAUAUAUAUAUAUAUAUAUAUAUAUAUAUAUAUAUACAUGUACACACUGUUGUAACCACAGUAUUCUGAAGUACUAUGGAAGCCAGAUAUACAGGUCUUUUAAGCUAUCAUUUGCUACACCGGCUUGUUCGCUCAAAUGUGAUUAUUUUCAAUUUUGAAUACGUACACACACACACAUGGUAAUUUCAAAUAUAAGGUCAAAAUAGCCUAAAUGAAAAACUUCGCUAUAUGCUCUAUGCUUUAAUUUCAGCUGCUCUGCCCUUAAAUUUUGAGUUAUCACUUUAGUAAAUAACCCUAACUUUAUGCAUAUGUGUUGGAAAUUGAUAUUUCCUAAACACUUGGCUAUUAACCACAUUUAAAUUAUUUUAAUAGUAGAGUAAAAUCAUACACCACUAUUGUGUCUAAACAUACGUUGUAUUUCGUACCCAUGGUAUAUCAUUACAAAAGUGUAAAUGAACAAAUCAAGAAGGAAAAACGGUAAGAGAGCAGAAUAUGCACAUGGGAAAUUAAGCUUGCUGAAAUGCUUUAUGUGUCUUGAAAGGAAAGGGGUUUUGUUUUUUGUUCUCGGUCUGAAGAAAUGUUUAAUUUUCAGAGUCUGCACAGAUGUUCAAACGGCAACUAGCAAAAAAAAAAAAACAUUCGAUGAUACCAUUUUUCAUUUGUAGGGUAAUAGCUGCUUGAUCCAAGGAUAAAUCUGACUGCCAUUCUGGGGUCAAUAAGGUUUUUUUUCCUAGUUUGUUGCAAAGUUGGAAGUGCUUCAAACUGGGGUUUUUGCCUUCUGUUGGAUCAACAGCAAAAAACAGAUGUGAUGAAUGUGUGAACUUGAUGAACAUAUGUCUCUUUUCAGCCAAUGUAACUAUUUAUAAAAGUGCUGAUUUCAAUAGAAACCGCACUUUUAUUAUUGGAAGUAGAAACAUCUCCCUGGCCGUCAAUCAGACAGACAGCCAGGUUUUCUUCCACUUCAAAUAGUUUUGCAGAGCUAAAAGAAGGAGCAGGCAUGCUGGAGCGCGCCUGCCUGCCUCUCUUCUCAAUGAAGUGUAUUAAAGCUUAAUCAGAAGAAUAGCACAUGCGCUCGUGGUUCUAGCACAGAGACUUCUAAACAAGAAUCCUUUGAUUGGCUUAUUCCCCAGAACAGACUGAAAGUCUCGGAGUGUUCCUUUAAUACGGUGUGUUAAUUGUGCUUCAGAGUAAAUAUAUUUUGUGAGUUUUUAUUAUGUUGCCUCUAAAGCUAUUGUUGCAAAUGUCUUUUUAUUAGAGUCAAGUCCCUGUAGAAAAAGCUAAGCCAACCGAACCCUCAACGAAAAAACAAGCUAGUGGUCUCUUUUCUGAUGAGGAUGAUUCAGAGGUAUGUUCCUAUCUGUGUGAAUGAUUGCAUGACCGUUCAAAUCUCCUCUUGUGUACUAUAUCAGAAGUGUCUAAUUAAAAUGUUUGUUUUUAACUAAAAUUUCUAAACAGCCAUAAGUAUAGCAGAUAACCGAGGGAGGUUUCUCCAAUAGGGACUGGAUUUUGUUUUUCCUUAUUUUAUUUUUUUGUAUUUUAUUAUGCAGUUGACUGCUUUCCAUUUAUACAAUAUUUAUCUGAAAGGAUACUAUUAUCUACAGAGGUACAUGCUGUGAUUAAAUGUACAUUCUGGAUCCGUAAAGCACUUAAGUGUGCUGAAUUGCUUUAUAGGUGAACAGUCUGUCUUCAGUGGAGCUAAAUUCAAGAGGCAGGUAGUUGCCCAGAGCACCUGCCUUGCAAAGACUUCUCACUGAUCUGCAUUAGGAAGUCUGGGAUUGGACAGCCACAGAUAGUCUAUGUUGGGUUAGAAGGGGAGGGCUUGCUAACAAGAGAACAGCAGGCUUUACAUGUGCACUCAAUGAAAAAAAACAUUUUCUUUGGGGUAUAUCUACUAAGCAGUGAGGUGUUUUUUUUGUUUGUUUUUUGUUUUGUUUUUUUGUUUUUUGUUUUUAUGGGCAGUGAAGUGCUUCUUUAAAUGUUAUCCCUUUUUGGUGGAUGUAGUUUUUCUUUCCAUGAAAUGUUGAACCUCAGAAAGGGAGAUGCCUUCCUUUACAAAAUGUAUAUUGUCCACCUAGUGUCUGUACCGUGCCCAUUGGGAAGCCAUUGAAAGUGAACACCUAGCAGAGAAGUUCUAAGGGAUUUGUAAUAGUGCCACUGCUUCAAGAGAAAUCUUUAUUGAAAUGCCUUGUUUGUGACUUCUGUAACACUAGUUUAACGCAUAAUAUUGUAAAAAUGAAAGGAAUCGUUCGAUAUCAUGCUCUGUAGUGCAAAAACUGUUUAGUACACAGGUUUUACAGCAGUGCGCAAUGUAACCGAGUUAUUGACAAGAUAACUACGUAUUGGCAUAGAAGGAUAGAGGAUCCUGCAUUUGAGAGUUUAAAAUCAAGAUAGAGAUAUAAGUGAUGGAUACUGACAGGAAGGGAGUAAUUUGUAAGAGAAAAUUCAGGUUCUGAAAGACCGUUUGUGGUGAGAAAUGAUGGCUAAGGUGUGGCGAUGCCAAGGCUGUAUGUGUCAUGUUACAUUGAUUCCUUUCUGGUUUAAAAGAAGCCCAUCCUACUUUCUUUUUAUCUUUUUUUUUUUUCUCUCUUUUUUGUAAAUCAGUUUAUUGACUUUGUAACAAGUACGCAUGUUAUACAUAAACGAACAGUGCCGAGAUAGGCAUGUAGUGUUGUGUAUGGGUUUCACUCUCUGAUAACCUAGCCUAUGUGGAAUCCAUGUAGGGUGUGAGUUCCCUUAGAAAGCCUAUAGAGGUAUAUGAGACUCUCACUCUAGGAGUGGAUCCCAAGGGGGUCUCUCCUUACAAGAAUUGCGUGAGAUCAUGGGCAUUCAGGAGAGCAGAGCUCGAAAACUGUCAGACACUGAGGAUACAAGCCAAUGUGUCCAGAUCGUUGCAUAUUAAUUUAUCUGUCAGUUGCACUAAAAAUCAGUUCUUCCAUGGAGUGCAGUUCCUCCAUUUAUGAGUACCAUAUCUGCUUAGGUGGCAGCGCUGAUCGCAUCCAUUUCACUGGGAUUAGGCUCUUGGCUUCGCUAAAAAUGCAAAUUGUGUCAUUUUGUAUGCAACUGUGGGGGUAUUCGUGUAGCGGAGUAGAAACGAGGCAGGCUGAAAAGGGGGUUUUAUCUCAGAAGUAGUUGAUCAUAGUGUGUAACUUUUCACAGAGCAGCAAUCUCACCAAACGUGUAGGUUCGAGCCUUUGUGACAGUGCCAGCCAAGCCCCGAAGGGGAAGUGUCAAUGGCCUUCAGUUUCUGCGUGUCUUGCUGCACUAGAUCUCUUAUCUUCUGCCACUGUGGCACCAAAAGUGUUGUUUCCAAUGCGGCCUCCCAAUGACCAAAGAAUAAGGGUUCAUGGUUUAUUUUAUAGAGUGGUAUAUAGGUGUAAAAUCACAUACUCUAGAGGCUCGGGUUCCAGACAAAUCGAUUCGAGUGGAGUGAAAUCAAGGAACACCUGAUGAUGUUGUUGGAUGCCCUUUAAAUAAAUCUGGAGUUUAUAAUAUCUACAUGAAGGAUGGUUCAUGUCUGGUUGUUGGUAAGGUCUGGUAAUGUUUCAAGUUUUCAACUUUUUGCUACAUGUGUAGCCUGAGGGAGAAGGGACCUCAGAGCCUUUGAGUCAAUAUUUGGCGGGAAUGCGAGGUGAAAUGUCAGUGGUAGUAGCUGGAAAUUAAGUAAAUUCCAACCGUUGUGCCAAGUCUGUAGGGUAUCCCUGACCAGGUGUGCGACCUUGCCAGUUUCCUGUUAUGUUCCAUUCUCACCCAUAACAGGGUUUGGAGGGGACUCCCUAUCUGAGUUUCUUCUAUUGCUUUCUAGAGCAGGCAUAGGCAACCUUCGACACUCCUGAUGGUUUGGACUACACCUCUCCAAGGACGUAUCUUACGCGAGGCAAACAAGGCAUCUGCAUUGGGCGGCACUUUGCAGGGGGUGGCAAAAAAAGCCGCCCCCAAACGCCCAGGCAGAUGACAUGUUUGCCUCGUUUCCUGGGGGGCUCAAGAGCUGGCCGGCUGGCCGAGGCGGGCAGCGAGGGAGCAUGCUCACCUCAGCGCCGCUUAAUGAAGCCGGGAGCCGGAAUAUGACGUCACUCUAGCUCCCGGCAUCACUAAGCGGCGCGUGAGGGAGCUGAGCAGGGAGAUUAAAGCUCCCUCGCCACCUACUCAGCCUGUCUGCCCCCUGCCUGCCUGCCCAGCAGCCCCACUGGACUGCAGGUAAGCCAUACACUCCAGCUCUCCCAGGGAGGCUGGGUGGAUUUAAAAUAAAAUUUACAAAAAUAAUAAAUUGUGAGUGUUGGUGGAAAUGUGAGUGAAUGUGUGUGUGUGUCUGUCAGUGUGUUUCCGAGUAAUAGUGUGUGUCUGUCUAUCAGUGUGGCAAAUCAGUGAGUGUGUGUGUAUGUCAUUGUUUGUCAGUGUAUAUGAAAGUGUGUGUCUGUCAAUAAGUGUAUGCAUCUGUCAGUGACAGUCAGUCAAAGUGCGGCCUUGACAGGAAGGGGUAGGAAAAAUUUUAAUUUUGGGGAAGGGGGUUGCCCGAGCACCGUCCUGCCUAGGGCAGCACAAAUCCUAAAUACACCACUGCACUUCUCAUGAUGUUUUGCCAGCAUUAUGGGUGUAAGUGCAUUAUGGGGGAUAUAGUCCACAACAUCUGGAGUGCCAAAGGUUGCCUAUCCCUGUUCUAGAGUCUGUCUAUGCCUAUUGUAGCCCACUCCACCACCCGAAGUAGAUGUGUUGCUUGGUAGUAUAAUUUAAAGUCAAGCAACGCCAGGUCCCCUUUCAGUUUUAGCAAGGUGAGCGUUUGAAAUCAAAGGCGUGACUUUGCCAUUCUCUAAACGUACCUGAUGAGAAAAGACCUAAGUGUUUUGGAAAAUGUGUUGGGCAGUGAAAUGGGGACAAUUUAGAACAUCCUUGGCAGCAAGUUCAUUUUAAUGAAUGCUAUCCUACACAGAGAUGUUUGGAAGAUCCUAGUUCUCUACAUUCUGCUGAAAUCUGGUAAUCAUUGGUAGGAAAUUCUUAUGAUACCAAGAGGUCUUGAUUUUUUUGUAAUUUUUUUUUUUUUGAAGGUGGUACUGGAAUGGAUCGCAUAAUAUUAUCUCCACUUGUUACGUACUAGAUCCUAUUUAAUGAAGAAGAAAAAAACGAAAUAAAUUUGCUUUUGAUUUCAGGCGGACUUAUUUUCCCCAAGCCAAAGUACUGGAAAACCCAAAACAACAUUACCAGCAACAAGGCCAAGCAAAGCUCUAUCUCUGUUUGAUGACGACGAUGAGGAGGUAUGGAGGUAUCCAUCUUCUUUAACCUCCUGCAGUAUUCAUGCUAUGAGAUGUUUCUGUUUCUUGUUGCAUCUAAUCCUAGUGUUGAUAUGCGCAAUAUACAACACUAUCUGGAACUUCAUGCCAAGCCAGGCCAUCUAUAUUUUUAUUUUUUUAACUUUUAGUAUCAGACAUCAUGUGUUUUAUGUGAGUAUUUUUGACCUGGAGGUAUUCUUAUGUAUAUUUCCAGGUAAUAUUUUAAGAAUAGUUUUUGUGUUCAUGUGAAAAUUAUAUUUUGGAGAUUGCUACAUUACGAGUCGAUUCUGUAAACUGCUACCAGCUUUCCAUUUUUGUUUCUCGUUCAGACAUGCCCUGGUAUUCAGAAUCAUGUUAAUUCUACGUGUGAUAUGUUUACUACUUAUGCAUUCCCGAUUGCUCUUAUAUCUAGUGAUUGUAUGUUCCGUUCUUCGUUUGUCUAGGAUUUGUUUGGUUCUAUAACAGAAAAGAAGCCCUUGCCUGUUGCGGUGAAACCAAGCAAGCCAUCGCUGUUACCUGCAGAAACCAAGAUUCAGAAAUCAGGACUUUUUAGCAGUGAUGAAGAGGUAAAAGUUUACAACAUCUUUACAUCUGCUUUUUUUUUUUUUACCAGUCUCGUCAUUCCCAUACUUGGGUUGUAAGGUUCUUCUAUAUUUUGUCACAAAGUGUUAGUUGUUUUUUAGGUGUAGUAUCACUUUUUGAUUUUAUUUUGCUUGUUUUUUUCCCCAUUAGCCCAGACCACGUUCCCUCUGUAGCAGGGAGAGAGUAGUUUAAUUUUUUGCAGUACAAGAUGAUCUUAUAUGGUGGGGCACCUUUAUGUAUGUAUUCAACAUUUGAUGAAUUGUUAUAUACUCAGGGCUAAUGUGAAUCUCUCAUCUGCAAAUAUGUAGAUAACUUGGUUGCAUUAUGUAAGAAAUUAAUUGUAACCUAUACAUUGCACAAACAUGUGUAACUUUAAUUAUGUGUGUCUAUCUGUAAAUGUCUUUGUUGCCUUUGUAGUAGGCUGCUUGUGCGUCACAAUAAAGCCUACUGAUUUGUCACUGGAGGCAAUUGGUGCUGCAGAGUGCAUUGUAUUCUGUAAAUUGAAAGUCCAGAUAAUUAUUUUUUAAAUGUACUUCAAUAAGGCAAGAUAAAUAAAACAAAUAUAGCAUUUCUGAAGCUGUAACAUCAUACAUGAGAAAUUUAAAUAUACUAAUAAAACUGGAUCUUUUAUAAACUGUGUGCAUAAAAAAAAAUUGAUUGUGUUGGGAUAGGUUCGAAAAUGUGCUUCUCUGACAAAGCUGCUGCUUUGAAAGAAUUAUGUUUCCUCCUGUGAACUUUUGUUUUGUUUUUUUGCUUUUUACAUUCUCUAAUCUCACAUAGGAGGCUGCAUUGCACAGCUGCACACUGUGUUGAAAUAUGUUCCAAAAUUAACACUUCUUUUCAAAAAGUGUUUAGAUUCUUGAGUCAAAACAGGAAAGGUGUAGCUUGGUCUGUAGAAAUAAAGUAAUUUAACUCCUAAAUAGCAGUGAAACUGUAGGGGCAUGAUCUACAUAAUAAAACUACUUUGUUAAGCUUGAAGUGAUCCUAUAGUGCCAGGAAAACAAACCCAAUUUGCUGGCACUAUAGGCUCUUGGAGGGCCCCCCUCCCUCUGCGGUGAAGGGGUUAAAAGCCAUUCAGCCACUUACCUUAAUCCAGCUCUGGGCUCCCUCGGCACUGGUGACCUCUCCUCCCCCGCCGACGUCAGCUCCCUAGUGGAGCCGAAAUGCACAUGCAUGGCCCAAAGCACGCGCAUUCAAACCUGCCCAUAGGAAACCAUUGCUCAAUGCUUUCCUAUGGGGAUCUUAUCUGACGGACUCCACGAGGACGUCCAGCGUCCGAUAAGGACUAUUUACUCAGUGUAAAUUGCGGAAGCGGCCUCUAGUGGCUGUCAAGGAGAUAUAGAUAUAUAUAGAUAUAUAUAUAUAUAGGGAAAAAACCUUUAUAAUAAACAAAUAAAAACGCUAACUUUGGCCAGCAUUUGUGACUAAUUGGCUACUACAAAAGACUGGAAAUACCUCAUGUGGAAUACUCUGGGUUAACUACAUUUGAAAAUGUUAUGCCAUGAUGGGGUUAUUUCACAUUCCUGGGCUACCAUAUGGUCUCAAAAGGCAGCACAGACCCAGCAAACCAAUCUGGCAAACUGAAUUGGGCAAGCCCUAUAUUGACCCUGUAACUUUCCAAAACACCAUAAAACCUGUACCUGGGAGUAUUGUUGUAUUCAGGAGACUUCGCUGAACACAAAUGAGUGUUUAAAACCGUAAAACCUAUCACGACGAUGAAAUCACCAGUAAAAGUGCAGUUUUCGUUUAAAAAAAAAAACACAGAUAUGAAUGCUAAAUUUGGCAAGUGUUUGUGGUUAAAUGGCUACUACAAAAGACUGGACAUACCCCAUUUUGAAUACCGUAGGUUGUCUACUUUUACAAAUGGUAUGCCAUGAUGGUGUUAAUUUUCAUUCCUAGGCUGCUGUAUGGUCUCAAAGGCAACAUAGGCCCAGCAAACCAAUCUGGCAAAUUUCAAUGUGCAAACAUGGAAAAGGGGAAAGCCCUACAUUUGAACCCUGUAAGUUUGCAAAAACCCAUAAAACAUGUACAUUGGGGGCCCUGUUGUACUUGGGAGAUGUUGCUGAACACAUAUUGGGGUGUUCUUUGUCAGGAAGACAUAACAGGAACUGAGUAUCCUUGCCUAAAUUACAAUCUGACAGAAAAAUAACACAAAAGAGUGACUACCCAAAAGUUUGACAAAGACUGGUGGUAGAUUUAGUGCAUGGAAAAUGUUAAAAUACUACCAUUUGAAAAAAAUAAAAAUGGUUUGGAAAUAGCAAAGUGCUGCUUGUACUUAUAGCCCUAUAAUUUUCCAAAAAGAAAGCUAAGGACAUGUUAACAUUGGUAAUUUCUAAAUUCAGGACAAAAUGUAGAAACUAUUUAGCAUGGGUGUUUUUUUGGCGGUUGUAGAUGUGGAACAGGUUUUGGGGGUCAAAGUUAGAAAAAAAAAUUAUUUAUUUUUUUCAUUAUUUUAUAAAAAGAAAUUAUAGUAAAUUAUAUGAUAUGAUGAAAAUAAUGGUAUCUUUAGAAAGACCAUUUAAUGGCAAGAAAAACGGUAUAUAAUAUGUGUGGGUACAGUAAAUGAGUAAGAGGAAAAUUACAGCUAAACACAAACACCGCAGAAAUGUAAAAAGAGCCCUGGUACUUAAAUGACCACUAUAGGCACCCAGACCACUUCAGCUUAAUGAGGUGGUCUGUGUGCCUGGUCCAUCUAGGGUUAACCCUUUUUUCUAUAAACAUAGCAGUUUCAGAGAAACUGCUAUGUUUAUGUUAGGGUUAAUCCAGCCUCUAGUGGCUGUCUCAUUUACAGCCGCUAGAGGGCUUCCACGUUUCUCACUGUGAAAAUCACAGUGAGAAGACGCCAGCGUCCAUAGGAAAGCAUUGUGAAUGCUUUCCUAUGGACUGGCUGAAUGCGCGCGCAGCUUCUGCCGCGCAUGCGCAUUCAGCUGAAGAGGCAGAGAGGAGGAGGAGAGCUCCCCGCCCGGCUCUGGAGAAAGAGGUAAGUUUAACCCCUUCCUCUCCAUCCAGCCCGGCGGUAGGGGGACCCUGAGGGUGGGGUCACCCUUAGGGCACUAUAGUGCCAGGAAAACGAGUAUGUUUUCCUGGCACUAUAGUGGUCCUUUAACUGUAAGAAAAUUGAAGAACGGUCUGGUCACUAAGGGGUUAAAUGUACCCUUUGUUGUUCUCCACAGUACUAGAAUAAAAAUAAAUGUAAAUUGUCACUUCCACAAGCAGUCUAGGUACUCUCUACAUCAACCCAAAUACGGCAACCUUGUUUGUGUAGCACUUGGCAAACUACACCCUUAAACCACAGAACUGUUCGAUUUUUAUGUGCUUAUGAGGAAAAUACUACCAGCUGUAACCGUAUUAAUUAAAUAUAAAUAUAGAUUUUUUUUUUUUAUUAUAUGUAUUGUGUGCUGCAUAAAAAAGUUUUUUGUUUUUUUAAAUCUUCACUGUUUGGGGUUUAUACCCUUUGAAUACAACUUAUUCUUCAUAUUGUUUUAUGCCUGUAGGAUCCUGUUGGCAUCUUAAAUCAGAAAAAAACAGUUGAGCAAAUUCGCCCGACAACUGAUGCCCCCCCUGUAGCAAAAGAAAAAGAGACAAAGGUUAAAAAGACCAGCUUAUUCGACGAUGAAGAGGAUGACCUUUUUGCAGUUACAAAGGAUAGGUGAAUAAGCAUAAAUAUUAUUUGAUGUAACUGUGAAAGUAUUUAGUGGACGACGCUGGGUAUAAUUUCAAAUGACUGACAUUACAGUUCAAUUGGGCAUCCGAAGGACAGUAAGGUUUUAAAAAAAAAAAAGUUGCCAUAGCAACUAAACCUUACGUGCCGGUUUCAUACACUGUCCAUAGUGAACAUCUCCUACUACCUGUGUUUUUUUAACUGCUACUUAGACAUGUUUUGUGCACCUGCCUAUGGGUCACUUUGCAGGAAAUCAUUUUUCGUGUCUACAUUUUUGGGUGCAGUCACUCUUGUUUUUGAAAGUUCAGAAUUGUUUCUGAGCAGCAGAGGCAGUAAAUAUUUUGGGUGUCAAAUAGUCUGAACCCAAAGACUCCUAGUACCAUAAUGACUAUAGGAAGCUAUAAAGAUCAUGUUUUGACAGCAUAGACAGAUGUUGUUUAACUCUUUGUAUCAAAUUAAAGUUCUUUAUUAUAAACUUACAUUGAACAUAUAGUUUGUUCAAUAAUACUAGAUUAGAAAUUAGUAACCUGUUAAAUGAGCUAAACAUUUAAAAAAUGUUUCUAUAUUUGUACAUGUUCCGUAAUGUUCGAUUGUGUUGUACUUUUCUGUUUUUGCAUGCAUGAAUGCUUGACUGCUAUUUUAGAGAUAACAUUUUAUAAUUGUUUUUUUUGUUGUUGUUUUUUUUUACCUCCCAGUCAGAUGAAACCUCAUCGAGUUUCUCUCUUGUUUGAGGAGGAAAAUGAUCACGAAGGAUCUUUGUUUGCUGCUCCAAAAGUGGACCCUAUAAUUCCAGCAGUCCAAGAUUCGGUAUGUUACUUAUUUAUAGUCGCUUAGAUAAACUCUGAAACUGAAAAAAAUAUAUAUUUAGGUGGUUUGUUUCUUUUGGAGAAUUUAUUUUAAAACCUGGGGAAAAAAUAGCAAAUGUCCAGCCUGUCAUAAAGAGACAUCCAAGGAGCAUGCACCACUACAACUUAUUGCGGUGUUUUUGUUAAAUUCCAUGUCCCGUGUCCCUUUAAUGGGCACACAUGGUGGUUUUAGAGAUUGGAAGCUGCUGUAAACAAAUAUUUCUCCCUGCGCUUCUUUUUAGUCAUCUCUACAAAAGUUGUAUUUGGGGUUCUUUUUUUUUUUUUUAGCACUUUAGUUGUAGCCUUGUUCUUUUGUAUGUUUGAGUUUUAUUUUUUAUAAAAGCCAUAUGCAUAAAAUCUUUACAUGCUAUCAAGUUCUUCCACUUCACUACAACGGAAUACUUUUCAAAAAACUUUUUAACUAUUACUUCCUUUUCACAUCACCCACACACUGGAGAAUCUGUUGUGUUUUCGCAGACUAGGUUAUGUACUCGUAAGACUUACCAAUUUACUAAGGAGACAUGUUCUCGCAAUUGCUUCUGUUCGAAUGUAGCAUGUACCCGUUUACACCCGCGUAGGGUUCUGGUUGAGCCUUCAUAAUUAGAACUUCAUCCGACUUGGAUUCGCACAAAGUGCACAGUCGUUCCCGUUUAGCAGUGCUACCUAAGCCGUUUGUAUUCUGCUCAGAUUUUAUAUUUAGUACAUGAUCGUACCAGGUAUUAGCUUGCAUAGACAUAGUGGAUAUCAUACAACUCUCAAAGACAGGCAUUCUAAAGAAACCACACAUGCAUGCAGUUUGUCGAAUCCUUUCCCUUGGAAAUCAACCAUGUGUAGCUUGCUAGUAUGCACUUUGGGGCUUAGUCACCCACACAAUCACAGCUGUUGAAAUUUCAUUUUUUAGUUGUUGGCUCAUCAUUCAUCUACAUUUUCACUGCCACAAGUCAUUAACCCAAGUAAUAUAUAUAUAUAUAUAUAUAUAUAGCAUUAAAAAACACAUGGUAGAUCUACCGUGGAUUAUUAUCAACAUAACUACACUAUGGAUUUCCUUUCAGUUUAGCAAGAAUUUGUUGCUUGAAUGGCUUGCACAUGAUGGUGAAUUUUUGUUGUUCCUACAUGAGUGGUCCACUUUGAGUAGUUAUUUAAAGGGACACACUAAGCACAAAAACCAGUUUUAACUUUAAAAAAAAUCUUUUAAGUCAUUUCAGUUAAGUGGUCUAGUUGCAGUGGCCCUUUUAUUUUAAUCCUGGAAUGUAAAACAUUGUAGUUUUGUAGAAACUUCAAUGUUUACAUUGUAGGGUAAAAAAAGCCUCCAAUGGGAACACCUCCAGCCAUUAAAGGCACUUCCACCUGCUCUGACUGAGUAAAAUUUAGUCUCAUGGAACUGCAGCAGCUGUGAAUACGAUGUUUUCCUGUGAAAAUCAUUGGAUGCACGUAUGGCUCUUACACGAAUACCAAUUCAUAACAGCAAUGAGCGCUGUAAUAGGUUUAAAGCAGUCAGCUGAGAAUUUCAGCCCAUCACAUUCAUCCACUGUUGGUCAGGCCAUUACUCCCUCAUUAGCACAAGCAGCACCGAGGGUAACUGGCUGCUGAAGAAGUUCGUUUAGCAUUAAAACAUUUUAAAUGGUUUAAUGCUAAAUGGAAAGGCAGUGCUAGGGGACUACAGACACUGUAACCAUUUCAAUCAAAUGAAGCAGUUACAUUACCUACAGUAUCCCUUUUAAUUUUGGUUAUUCAUAUUUGCUAAUGGCAGACCUCUUUCCCAUGAUAUACUUUUCUAUAUACAUACAUACAUGCAUACAGAGAGAGAGAGAUAAUCAUUUAGUACACAUGGCUCAGGAUACACUACUAGAUAAGUAUCAUAGCUUUGUGCAUUUAAAAAAAUCCAAGUCAUGUUAUAGUUGUCAAAUCUCUUGUUCUGUUGUAAAAGCAUGUGUAAAAACCAGCUCACCAAGUAAGUCUGGUGCUGUAAGGGCAGGAGUUGAGAUGUGCAUUUUUCUUUGUUUCUAGUGAAUUCCCCCCUGGGUGUUUGUAGAAGGAGUCAUAUUGUACAUGUGCUAGGAACUAGAUGAACGGAGUACUUUCUCAAGUCUUUUAUAUUUUUUUUUUUUUCUCCUCUAAGGAACCUCCAAAAAUGUCUGUGCCAGCAAAAUCGGAUAUAGAAAAGGAAUCCUUGUUUCGUAACUCUAAGAAAAAAUCUGAAACAAACGCUUCUAGCAACGAGAACGAGGAGCCCCCAUCCAGGAAUGAAAAGGUAAGUUAGAAGCAAGUUAGCAUGCCGAUCGAACGAAUGUGCAUUUGUUGCUGCGAGCUGAUUUCCUGUUAAAAAAAAACUGCAAACUGUAACAUUGCCCGUUUUGAUAUCUUUUCUUAUAUACUACAGUAUAAGUAUCUAUCUAUACUUUGACUGAGGUUAGAACAGUUCCUCUGAUCUGGGAGGUGGGAAACAACAAACAUUACAUUAUUUACUACAUUGUAAAACCGUUAUGGUGUUUUGGGGGUAUAUAAUUGUUAAAGGGAAACUAAAUAGGCACUAUAAUAAUGAAAGCUAAUUGUUCCUGGAGUCCUCCAAAUCUGACUCUGUACCUAGUGGAGGUAAGAAUAAGGCAUAGAAUACACAAUUCCUUCUAGCUCAGGGGUUCCAAACCCAGUCCUCAAGUACCCCCUACCAGCCCAGGAUUUAGGGAUUACCCUGUUGUGUUUAAAGUGUUUUUUGUUUUUGUUUUUCUCUAAAAACGCAUUAAACACAGCUAGGUAAUCCUUAAAUCCUGGACGGUUAGGGAGUACUUGAGGACUGGGUUGGGAACCACUGUUCUAGCCAUACCAAUUCCUGACAUAAAUAAGCUGCUGUGACAGGCUGAAAGAGGGCAGCUGGCAUUCUCAGCCUCUCACAUCUAAUCAGGCAAUUACUUCCUCAUUAGUCAGAACACCAUAAAGGGGAUGGUCUGCUGGGGACUCAGUGUGUACUGGGCAGCUGACAGUCAUCGGAAUGUUGCAGAGGCAGUCUCUGGAAGGAUAUUGCUGGCUGUUUUGUGUUUAAAAUAUGCACCAAUAACCAUUUACAUGCCGCAAUUGUCGUGUAACAGCGCACUUGAAUGCCACCAACAUUUGUUUAGGCUAGUUGUCAUCCAAUCACCGUGACCUUGUGCCACAGUGAUCAGAUGCCUUGGACAUCUCAGGGUAGGUUUUCAGAGUACCUCACUAGUGAUGUUACUGCAGCUGGUUCCCCUAUUUACCACUAUAACAUUUAAAAACAUAGAAUGUAGCAGGGCUGACCGUACAGAAAUCUUAGCUAUAAUAUUAUAUGGUUAGUAAGAGUUCGUCAAUUUAAAAUAUAUACAUAAUUGAGAAUACAAUAAAAAUAGGGAUUGUAUUAGAAGCAAUAAAGUUUUGAAUUUAAAACAUUUAAUUAAAUAAAAAUAUAAAUAUAGACCUAUAAAAACAUAAUCUAUUAUAAUAAUUAACAGCAGAGUUUAUAAGAUUGCAUUAUAUGCUUGCAAUAUCUGUAAAAUAGAAUAACUGACCCUCUUGAAGAAGACAACCUCUCAGUUUUGGCAAGAUGGAGCAAAUGUUCUCUUCUGUCUUUAAUAUUAAAUAUUCACAAAUAUUUGUACCUUGGAUUUUCAGUUGGGUCAUGUUAGGACCUACCAUAACUUGGCAACGGUGCAAGACCGUGAUCAUUGAAUGAUAUAGCCUUGACCUGGUCAUUUCACAUGGGAGCAUUUUAAUCCGUAUAUUGUCAUGACCUAGACAUCUUCUCUAUGUUUCUGACUAAAACAUGGCAUAGGCAAGGCCUUGACUUGUACAUUUACCUAGGACAAAAUUACAUCCUAAAGUCUAAACACCAUAUUCACUGCAUAUGGGUAAGAGGUCAUUUAUUAAAGAAACAUUGUAUGAGGAUCAAUAUGUUCCAUUUCUAACGUCUUGUCCCUUUGCAAAAUCUCUUAAACACAAAGUACACAGUUUAAAAAAAUACAUCUUUUCAUUCUAAGGACUUGUAAUAUAUGCAUAUUCCCAUAACAGCGAGGACUCUGGCAGUACAAGAGUCACACCGGUAUUGGAACAUAAUAUUAAUAUGUACAAAAAAAGGCCUCUUUUCCAGACAAUAUUGGAAAACAAAGAAUUUUCGAAUUAACGUCUAAAUGGCAGGUCAUUUAAAGCUAUGAAAACUGACAUUUAUUUCGUUUUAUUAUUACAGGUGAGGCAUGGAAUCAAAUUAGAAGAUGGUGAAAAUGCUGAUCUUUUCCCUGCCUCCCCACCACCAGAUAUAUAUGCCAAGCCCAAGAGCAAAACCGUCCUUAGCCUGUUUGAGGAUGAAGAUGAAGAUAAUUUUGAAGAUCCGAUAACUAUUAAUGUUAAACAGAAGAGUUCUGAAAAGGUACAUGGGGAGUUUUAGAUGAACAACUGGGAAGCGGCUAGAAUCUUUAUUACACCUCUCUGGACAAGAGGACACUCUUAGGGCAAACAGAUGCUCAAAGUGUCAGCAAAAACUUUGAUUUGGCUUCUUUACUUGAGGCAAAGAAUAUUCAUAAAUCCCUUUUUUUAUAAAUCCAUUUUAGAAUCACCACCAGACUUACUUUUUUUCCUAGCCCAAAGACUCAUUACAGCAGCCUGAUCCUCCUCCGGUUAAGUCAUUAAAAUUGAUGACUAUUGUCCAAACAUUUGCUUCACAUUAUGGAUACAUGAUACAUGGCGCAUAUGUAGCUAGUGCUCCAAUCCUCUAAUUCAAGGCGUUUACAACAUCCGAAGUCGGCAUACUUUGCAUGAUGAUUCUGGACUUUAAUGUGAUAUAGAUACAGUAACUGAAUCUGUUAACGUCUACGGGGCAGCGGUAGGCAAACCUUUGCACUCUGGAAAUUGUGGAUUACAUCGCCCAUAAUGCUGGUAAAGCAUGAAAUGUGAUGUAGUUCACAACAUGUGGCGUGUUGAAAGGUUGCCUACCUCUCCCCUAGUGGCUAUCUAAAUGAUGGAAAUUAUUAGUAGUGGAAAUUGCAAAAUGUAAAUACUGCUGUAUCUCAGAGUUGGCGCUCUUUGCCACACCAAACCUGCAUGAACAACAUAUACACCUCAAAAUUUCUUCGUUAAAAUUAAAUAAUUUUUACACUAGGACUGUCCCUUUAAAGAGCAAAAAAAAAAUGUAAUCACUUGAAAGUCAUUUUAGAAAUGAGCUAGUUACUUAUGUUGAGUGUGUUGGUUAAUGUUAUUUUGGCUGUAGAAUUAAUUUUGAAAUUAUUUUUGUAUCACUUAUUUCUUUAAGUUUAAUAUGUAUGAAGCGUUUUAAUUUACCGUGUAGAAGACUAAUGUGAGCGUGGUUGUACCUGUGACCUCAUGUGAUAUUUGUACAUACUCUGGCUGUUCUAUACAUCACUCAGUAUGUCCCAUUCGUUGUUCAGGUUUCCUCUGAAAAGAGCGCACAAGGAAAGAGCACCAGGGUUUUCCAAGAUGAAGAAUUACUAUUUAGCCAGGAAUUACAGCGAGACAACGACCCUGAUGUGGAUCUCUUUGCUAGUGCAAAAAAACCAACGGUGAGUUGUUUUAAUACUUUUUCUUUUGUUAGUUGGGGAGAUGUUUUGGGAUCACUGUGUAUGUAGUAUGUGUGUGUGUGUGUGUGUGUAUGUAUGUAUGUAUGUAUGUAUGUGUAUGUGUGUAUAUAUAUAUAUAUAUAUAUAUAUAUAUAAAGACAAAAAUGCUUGGCACUGGAUCUUGAGGAAGACCCUGAGGGGUCGAAACGUCGAUCGUAUCAUGUAAUCCUUUUUAAUAAAUACUGCAUUUUUUGUUUAUACAAGUCCUUAGAGUGCAUCUCUUAUUUUCUGCAUAUAUAUAUAUAUAUAUAUAUAUUAUAUAUAUAUAAUAUAUAUAUAUAUAAUCUCAAAAUCCAAUUAGGUUAUGGUGGGGAAAAAUUGUGAUUGAAAACUUCUUACACCUGAAUUCUGUGGAUAAUUAAUACAAUGUUAAACAAAAAUCUGCACACCAGUCAAGCCAUAAGACUUUCUUUUCCCACAGAAAUCACAAAAUUGCAGCGAUGUUACAACCGCAAAGGAUUCUGGGUGGGCAUAUGCAAAUUAGUUUAACAACAAAACUGCUAUCCAUGAGUGGUUCACUGGUUUUGCAUCUUUUCCUAUACUGUGUUUCAAGCUGUUGUAUACAGAAAACACAGAUUAAAAGGAAUCCAUGUUUAAAAUGGAAUGAGGCAAAAAUGUGAUUCUUUGUUAAACUAAUUUGCAUAUGCCCACCCAGGAUCCUUUGCAGUUGUAACAUCGCUGCAUAUAUAUAGUGAGUAAAGGGUGCACUCACAGAACUUAUAGAUAAGCUCAGUGUGGCGAAACCGACCUCGCCACUGGGCAUUGGAGAAGACUAAUUGCCAGCCUCCUGCCAUGUGACUAUUGCCCCUGGGAUGUAUUGCCCUUUAAAGACAUUAUUUGGCUUAUUGGAUUUUGAAACACACUUUCUGCCCCUUUGAAUACAUGAGAAGGUGUGCCCCUCCCCCAUUUUCUGUCUAUUGUUCUCAAGCAGGGCGUUGUCACAGGGACACUGCCAGACCAGUUGGAACUUGUUGCUAUGGUUUAACCCCAUGGUGAUUUGACUGUGUUUGUGGUUUCUGAGCGCUGUUCGGAUAUAGUGAGCGCUCAGAUCCAAGCUAUCUGGGGAUAGGUUGAAUGUGGGGGUUCUGUUAAGUGUAAUAGGCAUUAUGUAUUUUUAUGUGUUUUUACUGUUGUUGUGAAUAGAGAUAUUUUCUGUAUGCUGGAGGUAACUGGCUUACCACACCCAAGCCAUGCUUGCCGACGGUCAAGGGACUUUCAACUAACUUUUGACCCACUGGACCAAUUUGUAUGAUUUUGACGUAUUUUUGUGUUUGGAGUAUGCUGAUUCUGAAAAUGUAAUUCACAUUUUAUGUGAAAGUGAUGUAUACUUUUAGAUUUAUGAAUAUUGUGUAUUUUCCUGCCUGUGAUAAUUACAUUAGACCCAUUGUGUUCAGUAAUUAUAUCACAGGCAGAGGGGAGGAUUUUGUGUGGGAGUGUCUGAAAGUAUUGUACGUAUUGAUUGGUUGUUCUGCAAAACCCUGAGGGCAGUACUGUGUGUGUGAAAUGUGCAUAAAAGCAGAGUGUUUGAUUAAAAGCUUCAGUUCUACUUCACAAAAAAAAAAAUGUGCUUGUCCUGUGAGUGCACCCUUUAUUUUUAUAUUAUCAACGCAGGGUGCACCCAGGCAUAUUGAAAUAUAUUUUUGUACUGCAAGGAGAGUGCCAAGCGUAUUCAUAUUGUGUGUGUGUGUGUGUACGUAACACGUUUUCCCGUAUUAUCAAGGCAACAUUUUUGAGUUUCUGCGUAGAAAAGCAGCAAGGGACCAAAUGUUGUUUCAUUUCUUUACAUCAUCAUUUUAGAUGUACACUAACCUCCAUAUGGGUUUUGAUCCCAAUAACCACAAAAGCUUAUACACCUGUUCAGUAUAUGUAAUAAUGUGUCCUAUGCUUUAAAUUUGUACAGUCCCAUUUGCUAUUCACAGUAUUGUCUGUGUGAACGAAAAAUGAACUAGAAUUUAUAACCACUUAUUUCAUGAACAUAAAUCUGUAUCAUCACCACUUACAGUUAAACAAACUCCAUUGGGGUUCGAAGAAUUGGGUAUGUUGAUCUUACCCAAGAAGAAAACACUUUGGCAUUUUUAAAUACUCGGCAGCCUUCCUUGUUCCAGUUCAUUAAAAAAAUGCAUCUUUUCUUAUAAUGAACAAAAAGUGAGCCUUGCUACAAAGAAGUAUGUGGCAAACAUGUCAGAACAAACAAAAUGUCCAGUAUACUUGCAUAGACAAAUGUAUUGUACAAAACCAAAUAAACUUAAAAUUGUAUCCAUAAAUUAAAUAGAUUGUCUGUUAUAGGUGAUUGCAUUCUAUACCUAUUAAAUUACAAAACCAUUUAAAUCUUGAAGCUACCAACUUUUUUCCAUUUGUGUUUCAGUCUGAAAAACCCAGCCAAGCAAAACCCCAAGCCGGGACUGGAUUAUUCGGUGAUGAGGAAGAUGAUGACCUUUUUAGUAGCAAUAAAGCCAAAAAGCCACCGGUACUUGUGCUUGUUCAUAUUUCUUAAUUUUCUUAUGUUGUAUAUAUUAUCUAAUUUAAAAGCCAUGUAUCUACCAAUAUUUCUUGUAUCACUGCAUCUGUUAACUUCUGUUGGCUCUGCUGAGCUUAGCCUACAGUGGGAUUAGGCAGAUGGCACGAGAAAGGGGUAAAGGAGCAAACGAUGUGAAAAGUGAGGUAGAAAAUACGUCCCUGCAUUCACAAAAAAUACAUGUGUGUGUGUGUGUGUGUGUAUAUAUAUAUAUAUAUAUAUAUAUAUAUAUAUAUAUGUGUGUGUAUAUAUAUACACAUACAUACAACAAUUGUCACUCAUUCUGACACUACACAUAGAUAACCAAUGUAUUCACACACAAUGACCUUCUGCUCUGCAAAUCAAAAAUAAAAUGCAUCGCAUUUGUGGUGGCAACAAACUAUUAAUCCUGACUAAUAGCCUAGGACCUUUGACCUUUCUAUGAUGUUACAGUCAAAGACAAGUAUACAGAAUAGGUUGUGCUAACACCAACACUUUAUUAGUAUCUUACCUGAAAUAAAAUAGUCUGUUAAACUUUUAGCUCCGUUUUAUCACGAAUAAAUCUGUAUAUAAUGUAUGUGUGUAUGUGUGUGUGCUUCCCAAUACAACAAACGCCAAAUUCAGUGAAACAAACUGUGUAGUAACCAAAAGCAAGCAAAAGUGAGUUCUGCUUGCCUGAACUUGUCCCUUCCGGUUGUCGCCAUCUGCAUUCGGCUGGUCCUCUUUAGAAGCGCCAUGAGCUGACGUCACUGCUGUACUCUUGAACGUGUGCGAGAGUACAGCAUUGAGGUCUACUAAGGAGACUGUGGGAUCCUCCAUAUACGAAGCCAAUUGGCUGCAGCUAUCACUGGUGUAAGCUGCGGGAUUGACACUUCUAGAUAACCGUAGCCUCGUCCAGUGUCUAGUAAUGUCAGGCGUAGAAAAUAUACUGAGAUAAAGUAAUGUCUUAGUAUAUCUCUUGACUGGAUUGCAAUUUCAAUAGGGAAGGGUGACACUGCCACUUUAACACAAGGCUGUUAGGCACCUAAAUAACUCCUGCAGUCAUACUGUUAGUAUAGCUAUGUUUUAUAAUCAUGUCACUUGUCAUUUCCUUUAGCUUUUAUUCUCAUGACUUCAAAAUUCUCUUACACUUACUUGGUACUGUGUUUUGUUUUAAUUUUUAAUAUCAUGUUGUCUCUCUUGCAUCUAAAGCCUAUGGAGUUUGUUUCCAUGUAUAUUACUUUUAGUCAUAAUCUAAAUAUUAUUUAUAUUACAGAAAGUUCAAGAAAAGAAAACUGUGAUUAAAAGAGAAACCGCUGAUGAAUCUAAGGAAACUAACAGUGUGCCAGAGUUCAAAGACCAGCUUCCUCUGAGGAAAGGUGAUACAGAGGUUAGUACCGUUUUCUGAAUGUACUAGUACAAAUAAAACAAAAUAUAUUUAAAAAAAUACUUAGUGUAAAUUACUUGUGAGAUAUCCGAUUUAAAAAAAUGUAUUUAUUUGUUCUGAUGCUUUUGUGGUCACUACUUAAUUUUUGAUAAGUUGAUGAAUGUAGCUUUACAUGUCGUUUAUUAUCAAGCAUAAGGACAUCAAUCACUCUAAACUCACCCAUCAGAAGUUGGCGCUUCUAUAUUAUUAUUAUUAUUAUAUAGCGCCAACAAAUUCCGUAGCGCUUUACAAUGAGUGGACUAACAAACGUGUAAUUGGAUAGUGGAAUGGGCCAACAUCUUAGUCGCAUCUGGCGUUAAGUAGGGGCGGAUGCGCGCAAUGUUUCUGAGAUGGAAAUGACAAGAUUUGGCGAUAGAUUGAACAUGAAGCUUGAAGGAGAGAUCGGAGUCAAAGAGAACAUCUAGGCAGCGAGCCUGCGUGGUGGAGCUGAUCUAAUGUUUAAUGUGGUGGAGAAUGAUCUAAUGUUUAAACUUUCUUUGUAGCACAGUCAGUUUAAUUAGGAAUGUCUUCUUUCCUGCUAUGUUAAUCACCUUCUAGACCCUACAAGAGAGUCAUGUGUGUGAUUAAAGUUCAAUUUACACAGCAAGAGAUAACCAGUUCUAAAGUAAGUUAACUUAUGAUUGAAAAUUAAAAAAAUAAUUCAUGCAGGGCGUGGCUGUGGCAGAAUAAACAGAAGCAAAAUUGAUUUAACUCCAAAAUGGCAGAGAAUUGAGCAGGGAGACCGAAGGAGCAUGACCUAUAUACUAAAACUUCUUCAAUAAGCUAAAGUUUUUCCAAUGCCUAUAGUAUCCCUUUAAAAGUUAGCUUUUAUUAGUUUUGUUGAAAUUCAACCACCAGAUGUCAGUCUUAUUAGCACACCUAAUAGUCAUACAAAUGACAAAAAAGCAAGCUUUCAAAAACAAAAUGAAAGUGAAUUUUCCAUAUGGACAGCGGCAGUACUACAGCAGGUAUUUUCCUUUCAUAAUCCUUCUUGACAGGCAACGUAAGUGUAAAACUUUUAAUAUGUAUGGUAAGUACCACCAUUAAAGGGACUCUCCAGUGCCAGGAAAACAAACCCUUUUUCCUGCAGUGCCCCUCUCCAUCCCACCCCCUAUCCCCUGUUGCGGUUAAAACCCCUUCAGUGACUUUCUUGAAUCCAGUGCUGGGUCAGGCUCUGCCCAUGCUCCUCCCCCCCUCCCCACCGGGGGGGAAGACCUAAUGAGCAUGUGCGGCAGUGGCCACGUGCACGCAUUAGACCUCCCAAUAGGAAAGCAUUAUUCAAUUCUUUCCUAUGGGGAUUCCGGUGAUGCUGGAGGUCCUCAUGCAUAGCGUUUAAAACUUUUCGUGUUUUAAGAACCCGGAAGUCCCUCUAGUGGGUGUCUGAUAGACAGGCAAUAGAGGAGGACUUAACCCUGCAAGUUAAUCAUUGCAGUUUAUAAAAACUGCAAUAAUUACACUUGCAGGGUUAAGGGUGAUGGGAGUUGGCACCCAGACCACUCCAAUGGGCAGAAGUGGUCUGGGUGCCUGGAGUGUUGCUUUAACUCCUCCCCUCUGGGGUAUAAAACUAUAGCCACAAGAAAGAACCCCAGUUUUCUGCCAGUCCCUCUAGGAAACAGGUCUUAGGUUGCAUUUAUCCCUUUGUUCUUUUUUUCCCCUGUAGUAGAUGAGUCUGCAUGGUUGCAGACUAGGGCAGCUGUAGACAGGUGAGAUGCCUAUUGAGGCUCUCUGGUCUGACAAACUGUGUGGUUGUGGAGCCUCAGAUGUUGCUGAACCUCUUUGGACCACACGCUGGAAUUACAGCAACGGCAUGCGUUCCAUGGAUCUUAUCUUGCUACCCUCACUUCCGCCAGAAACAAAAGGAGGAGCCAGCUAAAGGCUGCGGGGCUAUUAGGAGUGUAAUGCACACCGGGGUUGUUUGUGUUCCAUCACUGAUACCCUUGUGUGCGCGCACACAUGCACAAAUGGGGGGGGGCCUUCCUCACUGCAAAAUCAGAAAUGUAAAAAAGCCCUGGUGAGGGUCUAGAUUGGCAAAUGCAAUUCUACACGUGGCAGUGCUAUCACCUUUUCGCCCUGUGCACUGCAGACGCAUUUUUAAGGUAAGAAAUAUUAAAUUUCUUUACUUACAAGGUCCUUUGGAGAUUAUCUUCCCAAGUUUGUAGGUACUCCUUUUUCUGUUUUGUUCCCGACAUGUCGAACACACCUGAGGUGCAAGAAUUCCCUGUGAAGCAUGAGAGAUCCAAAGCUGUUGCCAAAACAAAACAUCUUAAUUGCUCUGUUUAAUGUUUCAUUGCCAGGUGCAUACGAAAAGAAAAAUUGUAACGCAUGUAUGAAAGAAACUGCGGAGUCAUCAAAAUGUACAGAAAUGUCUUUCUUCAUUAACUGGUUUCAGCAAAACUUAUAAAUCUGCAUUUCAGGACAUUAAAACAGCCACUCUACAAAAUAUUUCUGUUAUUACUAAUAAUUCUUGUGGGAAUUCCCAUGAAAAAAGAACCAGGUCUCCAGAUAAUUCUGAUUCAGAGGAGUCUGAAACCAGCUCAUCUUCAUAUUCUUCAGAUUUUUCAGAUUGCUCUGAGUAUAUUAUGGUUUUUGAUGUAUAUUUCAUUGGCAAACUGAUCAAAGAGGUUAUGAAAAUGGAUGAAGGUAUUUCUCCUCAUUAGAAAAAAAAAAACUUUUCCACCCAUCUUAGAUUUCAAUAAUUAAUGGCUAGAUAAAGAAAAAGGCAUUUUUAACCAAACAUUUUAAAGCCAUCUUUGCUUUUUUUUAGAAUUCGUCCCUAAGGUGGAUGUUCCCAUAGCACAACUAACGUGUGUGUGUGUGUGUGUGUGUGUGUGUGUGUGUGUGUGUGUGUGAGAGAGAGAGGUGGGGAGGACUACCAUUCCAAUUGGUGAAAUGUCCAGUUUACGAGAUCCUAUGGACAAGAAGUCCGAAACUUAAUUGAGAAACAUUUUCAAGGCCUUUGCUGCUCAGAGUAAAACCCCAGUUAAAAACAUGGACAUACUAUCAGUGGGUAGAAAAGCCGUGUGGAAAAAAUCUUGGCCAGAUGACGCCCCCUCCAAAUAUGCGCUGCAUAAUAUCCCCUUCGAACAAGGCUGGCUUUUUGGUUCAUCUUUAGACAAUUUAUUGAAGUCUGUGGCAGAAGAUAGGGAAAAGGCCUUAUUGGAAAAAAAUUUGUUUUUAGGAAGUAAUUGGUACGGAAAAUGUUAUCUGGCCCCAACAUAAGGCAUAUAUUUUAAGACAAUAACAGAGAAAGGGGGAAAAAAUUUAGAUCUCAUCUUACCGAGAAAUUCUGACACCAGGCAAGUAGGAGGAAUAUUGUCCCCAUUUGCAAGUAGAUGGUGAGAUGCGUAUAAGAAACUAUUAAGAGGAUUCAUUAUAGAAUUCAACCAUGUUUCUCCCCAAUCUUUCAUUUGUUUAACUGUUUAAUCAAAAGAUAUAAGGUAAGCUCUUUGUUAUACAGUCUCACAUCUCAUAAAAAGAACGUUCUAGAAAAGGUUCCCAAAAAAGGCGUUCCAGGGAACAUAUUCAAGAUUGUUUCUGUCGAAAAACCUGAUGGCUGUUUUCAUCCAAUUCUAGAUCUGAAAAAAGUGAAUUAAUAAAUCUCAAAGAAAAAGUUCAGGAUGGAAAUGAUUCAGUAAGCUUUCAUCUGAUCAGAGAAGGAGACAUCCUGGCUUCCCUAGACUUGAAAGAUGCUUAUCUCCAUGUCCCCAUAGCAAUCUGAAGCAGAACGUUUUUAGGAUUUGCCAUAAGAGAAAGAAACGAGAUUCUACAUUUUCAAUUCAAAGCAUUGCCAUUCAGCCUCUCAUCUUCUCCAAGGGUAUUCACCAAGAUUCUCAUUUGUCCUUACUGAUAUUCUAAGAGAAAAAGGACAACAAGAAAUUGUCCUGGCUUCGUUUUGUCAAUAUGCUGUUCAUCCUCAAGAAAACACUCUUCAUAAAUUAGAUGUAAAAUGUACUCUACAACUUUAUUUGAAAAGAAUUAGCUUUUUCAGAAGUUCUUUUUGUUCUUUUUAAAGGUAUGAAUAAAGAGAAAGCAGUCUCCAAGGCUUCUAUAGCCAGAUAGAUGAAAUAAACCAUUAUAAAAGCUAAUCAGGUUUUUGGAGUGACUCAUCCCCUCUACAUUAAAGCUUACUCCAAGAGAGCCAUCUCUGCGUCAUUGUCAUCUCACGCUUCAGAAAUUCAAAUUUGCAAAGCAACAAAACGUUAGAGAUCCAUGCCUCUGAAGAUGCUUAAUGUGCAGUAACCCACCAUUCAGUACAGAUUGCUAUGUCCCUGUUGUAGUGCUGACGCUGUCUGUAUGGGAAAAUAGGAUCAGUGUCAGUACAAGUGAAUGAAUAUAAUUUCCAAUGAGUAUGUGGCUUGAUUUGCUGGGGUUCUAUGUUGGUUUUAUUUCCAAAAGGGGAGGUGUUAAGUUUGGUGCUUACCAUAUUUAUUAAAAGUUUUAGACUUCUGCAGCCGGUGCUGGAAUGAAAAUCCCUGCUGUAGUACUACUGCUGAUCAUAUGGAAAAUUUAAUUUACGAUGAGUAAAAAUUCAGUUUUCUCCCAAUUUAAGACAUAAUCCAACCGUAUGGCUAUAAAAGCACGAAGUCAAAAUUCCAAAUCAGUAAUAGUUCUCUUCAGUAAAUCUUCCUAAAAUAAAGGGUAAUAUACUCACUCAAACGUGAAUGAAUAGCUAGGAUCCAAUAGAUUAGGAGGCUGAAGGAGAUCUAUAGUGACAGGCAAAACAAAAAAACUUUGGUAUAAUCUGGAGAGUCCACCAUUGAUCUUCAUAAACUAUAAGAGUCUACAGUUUCAACCACAAGUUUCUUAUGGAACUUUAUUCAAUAAUUUAAAUACGAGCCUUUUUAACAUCACCUCUAGCUCUCAUUUUUAUAAGAAACUGACUCUGCAACACCAUCAAGUAAUAAGGAAUUUAUUUAGUAACCACACAUGCUUUUGCCAAGCCAGUAGGCCAAUUAGAGAACACUUUUGACAUACGAGCAUUUGUAACAUGGAGUCUUGUAUAGAAUAUAUUACAUAUAGAUUUUUUUAUUAUUUUAUUUUAACCCUCUUUCAUUUUGUAUAGCAACCUACCGAUCGUGUGCCAAUUAAAACAAAAAGCCCGUCCUCUCGGAUUGGAAAAUUACAAGUAACUAUACGCUUAACGAUUUUCACUUAAACUGUCUAUUUCUUCCUUCUCAAAUGGCUGUCAGGUUUGUGGGUGGGAUUUUUGUUUUGUUGUUUACUGUAAUUUCGUUUUGUAUUUACUGCUUAAUAAAAAGCAUCUGUCACCCACUGUGCUUGGCCCUGGGCUGUUAUGGAUUUACUGCACCAUUUCCUCUGUACAGCAUGUAAUCCCUUUCUGGAACAAUUUCUCUGCUUUCUCUUUUCUAUCAAAGGAGCAGCAUCAACACUGGAGUCUAAUGUAAAUGGUUAAACCCACUAUUUAUUUCUAUUUUUUUUCCCCUCAGGCAAACUUGCAUAUUAACCCUGCCAGCAUGUUACCGGGUGCAGUUCCCAAGCUUACUGGUGCAAGACACGUGAUCCCAGAACAACUGGUUUCUGCUCCUGAUGUGACAGAUACCAGAAGCAUGCCCCCAGCAAGCAACACUGUGAUUGGGGCAGUGAGUUUUGAAAACCCAGCACAAAUAGACACUCUUCAUAAUGCUAAUAAGGUAAUAAAGAUUUACUUUUUAAAAAGAAAACCCAUUUAUGUGCAUUUCAAUCGUUUCGUUAGGAAAUGGAUGCUUUAUAGAGUCAAAUUUUUUAUAUCAUUGCUUUUCACAAUCAAUUUACACUAAAUGUGAUCCUAACAGUUACCCAAGAUUUAAAGUAGAUCUGUCACCCUCCACCCCCCAAAAAAUAAUAAUACAAUCUUUAUGAAAUGCUCACAAAGACUGCGUUGGAAUUUCAUUAAAACUCCAAUCCAGUCCAAAGAUCUCAUAAGACAAAGUAGGGACUACUUUCUGUUAUACAUUUUUCCUACACUUUAUAAAAAAGGUAGAGCGAGUGUUGUCAAAUUUUGUCAACCUUCAGCCUUAAAAGGUUGUGUCUAAGGAGGACCGUGAAGAUGUGAAGGACAGGUUCAGGUAAGUAAAAACUACCACCCCGAACCACCAUGCUGAAAGCAGAGCUUUCACUAUCUGGGGUAUUUGCAGAAUAUGCAAAGACCCCAGUAGGUGACAGAGCCACAUUAUAAGAAUUAAAAGCUUAAGAUUAAAAUUAUUUUUUUAUUUUGUAUAUAAUAUAUAAAGCAGUGUUAAUCUGGGAUGUUGUUGUAAUUCUGUUUUGUCUUUUCUUACUCUUUAGACUCGAGCCAAAGUUGGUGGGAAAAGGCGCCCACCCACAAGAAUGGGCAGAAAACUGGCAUCCGAAGAUUCUGGUGAGACAGAGGACCUCAGUAGGUCAUCUGCAAUUUCUGCGACAUCUGAUACAAAGCAUCAAGAUGGAUCACUACAUGCAAACCCUGAAAUAAAUAGAGAAGAACGUAUUUCUUCUAUCAAAGUGUCUCUGUCAGAGAAUGACAUACAGUCUAGUACCAAAACUAGAAUUGUUCCAAAACCUCUGACACCUGAUGUGAAUGACCUUUUUGGUUCAGAUUUGUUUGGAAAAAGUACAAUUGCCAACGCCUCUGCCUCAAAAAUGAACGAACCUUCCCCUAAUCCAGAAUUUACCAACAAACCUCUUGUGGAGGCUGGGAAGAAGUCCUCUUCUGCUUUGGUGUUGAAUGAGAAUGGCAGUGAUGAUGAUCUCUUCCAACCAGUAAAACCGAAGACCACAAAAGCAUUUAGGCCCACAUCUCUGGCAGAUUAUGAACCUGAAGAUGAUCUCUUUGGAAGUCAGAAAGCGGAUGUUCAACCCAUUCCAACGAAAGAUACCAAGUCUGUUACCAAAGAUAUAUUUGAGGUAUAACAUUAAAUUAUAAUCUUUCUUUUUUUUACUCCUGGCAUUAAUAGUUUUGUCGGUCUCUUCAAAUCUCUUUUUUAGUUUUGAAGAAGGGGGUAAAAAAUGUUUUGCCUCUUACUGCAACAUAACCCUCCUCAAUUAGCCACACCUACUCUUCACAAAAUGUGAAUUGAAGUACUAAAUGUGGCUCAGCCAAUGAAAAGUCACUUUGAGCAGAACUGCUGAUUUAACUCUGCCCCACAAAUAGUUGCUGUCUUCUUAUAUGUAUAGUAUUUAAAACAUGCUAAUGGGAUAGGUGACAGAUAUUUAAAGGAUAGUGAUUGGCUGUAGGGCAGAGACAUGUCAGCAGAUUGGCUCACACCAGUCUCUCAUUGGCUGAGCUAUAUACAUACACUGCAUACUUUCAGGAUGGAGAAUUUUGUGCAAAUUGUGUGAAAUGUAUUGGUUAAUAUAUUUAUUUUGCAUAAAUGGCCACCUGCUUACUAGGCAAUUUUUUAAGUGUGUUUUUCCUCCUCAAGUGCACACACUCCAUUUCCAUUUUAACCUAUUGUGUUUUUUUUAGGGUAGUUUGCUUAUUUUGUGGAUUGAUUUAGCAUAGAUACAAAAACACACAUACCCCCCCAUCCCCCCUUUCCUAUUGGAACAGGGGCAAAAAUUGUAUUUUAUUUUCUUUGAGCACUUUCACACAUAAACUAUAUUACUGUGUUUCUAAAAGUCUUUAUUUUUUAUUUAUUUUUUUAAACCCAGUGUUACUGGGUUUUUUUUGUUUGUUUUUUGUCUGUUUGUUUUUUUAGCAUGAAUUCACUAAAUGUGGAGGAGACAGGUAUUUAAACAGAAUGAAUAUGUGGUCUAGGAUCCACUAGUUUACAAACUUCCCAUUCUAUUCAAAAUGAUGUCAUUAAAAAGAAGUAUGUUUACUUGUAGACAUCUAAUUUAUGUACUACAGAUUUUUUUUUGUGUGUGUGUGCAAUAGUAUGUUUAUUUUAAAAUAAAUAUUUCCUUAUCACAUUAUUUGAUGCAGAUAAACUUGGUUGUACAUGUAUGAAUUAAGCAUUAAAUUAUUAUAUAUUUUGUGACAAUUCGUGCUAGAGAUAUGUAUUGAAUAACCAUUGUAUAUUUAUUCAGGAUGACAUAUUUGCAACUGAAUCCACAAAACCAGGGAAAAAAACAAACGAGAAGAAAGCAACAGCAGAACCGAAUCUUUUUGAUGAUAACUUGGAUAUUUUUGCUGACCUCACACAAAAAUCUAAAGACAAAAAGAUUAAGAAGAAGGUGGAACCCAAGUCUAUAUUUGAUGAUGACAUGGGUAUGUACAGUUUCAGUAAUAUUUAAUAUCCCCUCACUGGACAUGAUUAAUUAUGGAUGCGUGUAUUGGUACCGCAAAAUUCUAAGCUUAAAGGAACAUUCUAACGUUAGGAAUACAAGCAUGUAUUCUCAAUGUUAGAGUGUCUUACUAACUAUUUUUAAACUGUAGUGAUUAUUUUGCUUAGAGUGUCCCUUUAAUGUGUCCUGAUUGAGAUGCUGUACAAAUUAAUUUAUCAAUGUGCAGCCAAUAAAAUAAGAAUUUCCUGUUGUGUCUUUGGCCUAAACUCCAUUUAGAAUAAUAGGAAGUAGUUACUAGACAUAUUGGCUUCUUUUUUGUAAUGUGCUCUCAUGUCUGUAAUCCCUCAUAAUGUAAAGCAUUGCAAAAGUUGUUGGCAUGUUUUAAAUUGUUUUCCUUACCCCUGACAUUUGAACAGAAUUGAAUGUAGAGCAAGUGUCAUCUGUUGUAUACUUAUUUAAAUGCUGGUUUUCUAGCUGUAACUCCCUGAAGACUAUGUGCCGUCUCUGUGCACUAAUUUGACUGGAUGUUGAUAUAGUGACAAAGAAUGUGAUCCAGUACACACUAUGCAGGGAACAAAAGGUGACUUAUUUACACAGUCACGCAUAAGACAAUGGUUCAAGUGACAUAGAACAUUCUUAUCCCUGACUAAUUCUAGUGCCAAUCUGUGCAAGUAUGAUUGUAUUGAUGUGGAUUUGUGUUUAGCGGCCUUUGAGUAUAUAUACAUGUCUGUUUACUAUAGAUAUAGAGUUUUGAUAAAUAAUUUCACUAAGUUGGAGAAAGCAUAGUACUAGCAGUAGUUGGAGAGCAAUACUUGUUGAGUAAGUGUAUUAAUAGACUAUAUAAAUGCAUCUGAGAAUCUGUGCACCUCUCAGCAUGCUGCCUAGUAUGUAUUUGUUUUCUGUGCAAGAAAUAUAAAAAUGAAUGAUCUCAUAGUUAAAUAGAACACAAUCAUCAUACUUCGCAAGACCUAUGAAUGCAAUUUAGCCCAGGCAGCUACUGAUAGGCAAACGAAUGAGUAACACUUAUGGUUGAUAUAUUUAUUCAUCUGAUAUUUCAUUGAUAUCCAUUUUAGAAUGUUAUUCAUUAAUAUUCACUUUAUAUGAAACCAAAUUAUACCUUAUAUCUUUUUGACUUGAAUGUAAAACCGUAUCAUAUUUGUAUUUUAUGUUGCCUGAUUUUUUUGUUUUAUGAGUUUUUUUUUUUUUUUUUUUUAAAGCACAUGUUAAAACUGAACUAAAAAAUUGUAUUUCUAAUUUCGUAAAGGUAAUAGGUUUUCAUUAUGACUUUAAGAAGAAGAAAAAAAAAUAUGUAUGGUAAGAAUAAAUAAUGUUUCCUCUUAUUGCAGAUGAUAUAUUUUCAUCUAGCAACGUGAAAAAGACCAAGCCAAAAGUAAAACAAAGUCAGCCAUCAACAGAGCCGAAAUCAGACUCCAAACCUUCCAGUGAUUUUGAAGAUCCUUUAAAUGUUUUGGGCAAUUGA